GCUAGUUCGUCCGCGGUCUCCCGACUGGACGAAGAGUUCGUCCUUUUCACGAACUUAAUCACCGACAAGGUGGUUUCUAUUUAUUUAUUUAUUUUAUUUUAUUUUUAUUUCGUAUCGUGGACCGACCAGUGAAACAAGCCAACAUUGGACUACGGAUACACGGAAGGAUCGUGGCUGAAGGAGGCUGCUGUCAGCCAUGGGGACGGCCAAGAUGAAACAUCUUUGGCCGUUGGUGGCGUGGAUACUUCUAUUCCUAUGUCCAGCCGAAUCUCUGAGAGGACUCGGCCACGGACUAAGGAGAGAAGUGUUCUUCCUGAACCUCGAAGACGGCUACUUCGGCUGUCAGGUAAACGAAUCGACGGACAUCCUACAGCUACUGGAACUCUCCAAACUGUGCGACAACAACGUCGACUGUUACCAAGGGACGGACGAGCAACGCGAGAGAUUAAAAUGCACAGACGAUUGUACCAAGGAGGACGGCACCAGGUGUCUGAAUGGCGUCUGCUUGGACUCCGUGUGCCAUUGCAACGACGGUUUUGGUGGUUGCAAUUGCCAGGUGCCAGACGAGAACGAGUGCAAAUACCGUCCCUGUGAUAUAUUCGCGCAUUGCACGAAUACUCUUGGUAGUUUCCAAUGUUCCUGUUUUCCUGGUUAUCAAGGCGAUGGUUUCCAUUGCGAAGAUAUCAACGAGUGUGAUAACCCGGUACUUGCUGCGAGAUGCGUGGAAAACGCCGAAUGUUGCAAUCUCCCAUCGCAUUUCCUAUGCAAAUGCAAACCUGGCUACAUCGGCGACGGCGAGGUGCAUUGCGAGGAUGUGAACGAGUGCGCGAUAUCUGGAGCGUGUGGUGAUAAUACGGUCUGCAACAAUAUUCCGGGGAACUACACUUGUGCCUGUCAACCUGGGUUCACGGGAGACCCCUACGAAACUUGUAUCGAUAUCAACGAAUGCGAUUACGCGGGUGCUUGCGGAAGGGGUGCCUUGUGCGUCAAUCUUCCGGGCGCCCACAAAUGCGAAUGUCCCGAGGGAUAUAACGGCGAUCCUGAAGAAGAAUGCGUGGACGUCGACGAAUGUCUGCGCAGUCCUUGCGGUCGUUCAGCUCAGUGCACAAACGUGCAUGGCAGUUUCCGCUGCUCUUGCCCGGAAGGAAUGAGCGGCGAUCCUUGGGUAGGCUGUCACGAUAUAAACGAAUGCGAGGAGGGUACACCGUGCGGCUCGGAUGCUGAGUGCGUGAACACAGAGGGUAGUUUCGAGUGCAGAUGUCAGGCAGGCUAUCAAAUGGAUGAAACGCAUGGUUGCAUCGAUGUGAACGAGUGCAGCCGGUUGGAUGCAUGCGCGGAGAACGCAAGAUGCAUCAACGUACCAGGAUCGUAUAAGUGCAUCUGCCCCCAAGGCUUCAUCGGUCAAGGACUAACAUUAUGCGAAAACGUGAACGAAUGCGAGAGAAAUCCUUGCGGCGAAAAUGCUGAAUGCAGCGACACGAUCGGCAGUUUCGUAUGCAGUUGCAAGGCGGACUACACUGGGGAUCCGUUUAAGGGAUGCAGCGAUAUCGACGAAUGCACAGCAUUAGAGAACCCUUGUGGAAGGUAUGCGAUUUGCAAGAACACGGAACCUGGUUACAAUUGCGUCUGUCCACCGGGAUAUAGUGCCAAUCCCAAUCCGACAGUCGCUUGUGAACAGACCGACGUGACAACACUUUGCAAAUCAAACUUCGACUGUGUGAACAACGCCGAGUGUAUCGAAGGUCAGUGCUUCUGCAAGGACGGAUUUAAAGCUAUUGGAGCCGAAUGUGUGGACGUUGACGAAUGUCUUUCGAACCCUUGUGGACCUGCAUCGAUUUGCAGCAACACUAGGGGCAGUUAUCACUGCGAAUGCGAAUCUGGCUUCGUUGGAACUCCGCCACAUAUACCUUGUAAAGCACCGUGUGACGAAGUAACUUGUGGAGAUCAUGCGUACUGCAAGGCAGAUGGUCACGAAGCUUAUUGUAUCUGCGAGGAUGGUUGGACUUUUAAUCCGAAUGACAUUGCAGCUGGAUGUGUUGAUAUAAACGAAUGUGACGCGAUAAAUGGUCCUUCGGGACGUUGCGGUAAAAAUGCCAUCUGUACCAAUACUCUGGGUGGAUUUAGUUGUCAGUGCAAACCUGGAUUUUCUGGGAACGCCUUCAAACAAUGCAUGGACAUAGACGAAUGUGGCAGACCAGAUGCCUGUGGUCACGGGGCCACAUGCACCAACACCGAGGGAUCUUAUUCGUGCACCUGUCCAGAAGGGACCAUUCCAGAUCCUGAUCCUUACAUCAAGUGUGUGGGCAUAGUUACCUGCGAAGUCGAUGGUGAUUGCCCCGGAAACGCCAUUUGUGAUCCACAGAAACGUUGCCUGUGCCCAGAACCCAACGUCGGAAACGACUGUAGACAUCCGUGCGAAGACUUAUCUUGCGGACCAAACGCCCACUGUAUGCUGUCAAACGACGUGGCCACGUGUUUGUGUCGCAGUGGUUACACAGGAAAGCCAGGAGUGAAGGGCGGUUGCAGAGACAUUGACGAAUGCGCCAUUAAUCCGUGUCCUCAAGGAGCGAUCUGUAAUAACGAGCCAGGAUCCUUUUCCUGUCAAUGUCCCAGUGGCACCACGGGUGAUCCUUACAGUGGUGGUUGUCAAGAAUCGAAGGCUCCUCAUGUAUGCGGACCAAGUACUCCGUGUCCUGCCGGAGAACAGUGCAUCAAGGAUGAAUUUGUGGGGAGCAGCGUUUGUAUUUGUCAGAGAGGAUAUACUAGGGAUCAUGAAUCUGGUAAAUGUAGAGACAUCAACGAAUGUAUGGAACUCAGAGAUAAACCUGCCUGCGGUGUUAACGCCAUUUGUAAGAAUUUACCUGGAAGCUACGAGUGCCAGUGCCCGCCUGGAUUUAAUGGAAAUCCGUUCUCCCUUUGCGAAGAAUGCAACAGUAUCGAGUGUCAAUGCCAGCCUCCGUAUAAGAUCGUCAAUGGGAAAUGUAUGUUGGCCGGAUGUUCCAAGGGAGAAAAAUGUCCCAGUGGUGCAGAAUGUAUCACCAUUGCUGGAGGAGUCAGCUACUGCGCUUGUCCCAAGGGUUACACUACCAAGGCUGAUGGUUCUUGCGAAGAUAUAAACGAGUGUAUCGUUGGACACCAAGUAUGUGGCUACGGAGCAGAAUGCGUAAACCUGCCAGGAUCUCAUCAAUGUGUUUGUCCACACGGUUAUGGCGGAGACCCAUACAACGGUCUGUGUUCUCCGGCUCAGAAAAGAUGCACAAGCGACAACGAGUGUAAAGCCAAUGAGAAAUGCGUGCAGCCUGGUGAAUGUGUUUGUCCACCGCCAUUUUACACGGAUCCUCUCGAUGGAAACCUUUGCAAGAAUCCUUGUGACCGGUUCCCAUGCGGUAUAAACGCAAAAUGUACACCAAGCGAUCCACCGAGAUGUAUGUGCGAGGCUGGUUACGAAGGUGAUCCUCAACACGGUUGUGUGGACGUGAACGAGUGUGCUAAUAAUCCCUGUGGUCACGGUGCCUACUGUAUUAACACCAAGGGUGAUCACAUUUGCGAGUGUCCAAAGGGAACAGUGGGCGAUCCUUACGGCGGUGGUUGUACUAGAGUCGCUGUGACUAAGAACGAAUGUUCUUCUAACGACGAUUGCGACAAUAUCUUUGCUUGUGUCAAUGGAAGAUGCGUGAAUCCUUGUGACAAUAUACCUUGUGGACCAAACGCAUACUGCGAGCCUGAUAAACAUGCUGCAUGGUGUCGAUGUGUAAUUGGAUUUGUGGAAGGCAAGAACAACGAAUGUGUUUCACAGUGCGAUGGUUUCGUGUGUGGCUCUGGAGCACAGUGUAUCGUGAGUUAUAGUGGACCAACGUGCAAAUGUAUCGAAGGUUUCAUGGGGAAUCCGUUCCCUGGUGGUCAGUGUCAACCGGACGUUUGUUCUCCAGAAGUUCCCUGCGCAGAACCAAGCGUGUGCAUAAGUGGAAGGUGUAAACGUCGAUGCGAAGGCAUAGUCUGCGGGGUUGGUGCAUCUUGUGAUCCAGCGACGAAUAAAUGCGUGUGCAAUCCUUAUUUCAUUGGAAAUCCGGAUCUCCUCUGUAUGCCACCGAUUAAUCCAGCUGUCUGUGAUCCUGCUUGUGGCUCUAACGCUCACUGUGAAUAUACGUUGCAAGAAUCUAAGUGUGUGUGCAAUCCUGGUACCAGUGGAAAUCCAUAUCAUGGUUGUGGUGUGCAACAAAAAUCUGACUGCUCCACUGCUUUGUGUGGCAAAGAUGCACAUUGUAAUGCUGGACCGAAUGCUGUUGAAUGUUUGUGUCCGCCUGGAUACGCUGGAAAUCCAUAUAUUCAGUGUCAUGAUAUCAACGAGUGUAAUGGAAAUGCUUGCGGAAGCAACGCAGUAUGCAUCAACACUAUCGGCAGCUACGACUGUCGCUGUAAAGAAAGUUACUUCGGCAAUCCCUUCAUCGGUUGCCAACAGGUCCAGGUCGGUCCUUGCACCGAUCCAUCAAGCUGCACUUGCAGUGACUCGGUACCUUGUCCAUUCGACUACAGCUGCGUGUCUGGCAAAUGCAUAAAUCGCUGUAGCGAUGUCAAAUGCGGACCCAGAUCAGUCUGCCAGGAUGGAGCUUGCGUGUGUCCACCUGGUUAUAGUGGCAACCCCAACGACUUGACUAAAGGUUGUUAUCUUCACGGUCACUGCUCUAACGAUCUCGAUUGCGAACCUCAACAGAUCUGCUUCCAAGUUGGGAAAGGUGUUAGGAAAUGCGUAGACGCGUGCAGCAAGUUACAGUGUGGUCCAAACGCAUUGUGUAUCACCCAGAAUCAUGUGUCUUCGUGUCUCUGCGUCGAUGGAUACAAGGGAAAUCCUAGCAAUCUUGUAGAAGGCUGUGAACCAUUUAAAUCAGCGGUAACACCAAGAUGUGAACACGAUUCAGAUUGUUCUGAAGGCUCUUCCUGUAUUCUUCUGGACGGUGGUGUUCGCGAAUGUGUAAAUCCAUGUAGCAAAGUAGUCUGUGGUGCUCACCAGAAGUGCGAGCCUGAUAUAAUCCCUGGUCACGCUACCUGCAAGUGUCAAGAUGGCUACGAAUGGAAUCCGAUACUAUCCUCCUGCGAAAAACCAUCUGUCCCUGAUUGUAUCUCUGACGAUGAUUGUCACACUACAGAAGCUUGUAGGCCAGACGCUCUUGGUGUAUUAAAGUGUGUCUCUAUUUGUAAAAGUUUCACCUGUGCGAUUAACUCCCAGUGCAUGGCGGAGAGACAUCGAGGUCGCUGUGAAUGUUUGCCUGGUUUCAUCGGCAAUCCAAACGAUCGUCAAGGGUGUCAAAUACCUAGGAAAGACCAGUGUUCCACUGACAGCGAGUGUCCAGAGGAUCAAACCUGUAGGAGCACCAAAGAAGGUCUUCUGACCUGUCAACCAGUCUGCAAUUUCGUUUCGUGCGGUCCAAAUGCUUUGUGUGUGGUGCAUAAUCACGUAGCUAAUUGUGAAUGUCCACCUGGCCUCUACGCUGGUGAUCCCAAUGACGUUGUAAAAGGAUGUCGAGCUGUUCCAUGCGUGUAUAACAUCGACUGUCCACCCACUCAGCUUUGCAAUAGAUUGACGCACACUUGUUACGAUGCCUGUGAUGAAAAUGCUUGCGGUGUGAACGCUGUUUGCAUCGCGGAUGAUCAUAGGGCAAUUUGUCAGUGUCCUCCAGGGCUGAAGCCUAAUCCUGUUCCUGACGUCGAGUGCGUUCCUCUUGAAGCUUGUCAUCCGAAUCCUUGCCAUGAAACAGCUCUCUGUGUUCCUGGACCAUCCAGCAACCCUGUUUGUCAGUGUCCACCGAAUUUUGUCGGGGAUCCUUAUGUGAAAGGCUGUCAACCGGAAGGAUAUUGCGCCAGUGUCAAGGAUUGUCCUGUGCAUUCCAUUUGUCACAAUAAUCGAUGCGCCAAUCCUUGUGAAAACGCCUGUGGACUGAAUUCUAUUUGCGAUAUUAUCAAUGGUCAACCCACUUGCAAGUGUAUUCAUAAAUUUAUUCCAUCUUCGAAGGGCCCGCAGGAUGGUUGCGUUCGUGCCACGAAUUAUUGCAACGUCGACGCUGAUUGCGUGGAGAGCAUCUGCCUUGAAGGACAGUGUAUAGCUGUUUGUCGAGCGAUUACCGACUGCUCUGCUGGUGAAAAGUGUGUGGAUAGUAAGUGUAUGAUACCUUGUGUUACUCAUACACAGUGUCAGACUGAUCAGGCUUGCGUUAACGGAAUGUGCAUUUUGGGAUGUCGAAGCAAUAAGAACUGUCCUUCGACGGAAUCCUGUAUCGACAACAAGUGUCAAGAUCCAUGCAAGGGAAAAGACGUUUGCGGUCCAAACGCGAUCUGCAGCUGCACAGAUCACGCUACCACUUGCACCUGUCCCCUUGGAUUCCACGGAAAUCCCACACCUCAACAAGGUUGCGUCAGAGUGCCGAAUAUCUGCGAAGGUCCUCAAGACUGCCCCAGUCAGCAUCUGUGUGUCUCUGGAUUCUGUCAAUGUCAAUGCAGCGAACAGGACAACUGUGCCGAAGGAGAACGCUGCAAGAACGGAAUAUGCAUGAAAGUGUGCUACGGCGACAGUAAUUGUUUGCCAGGUGAAUUGUGCAUCGAUGGAGUUUGCGAAGUAGGUUGCACUUCUGAUGUUGGUUGCAACGAGAACGAGGUGUGCAUCAACAACAAAUGCAAAUGUAGCCACGGAUUCAUUGCUGGGCCAGAACACUGUCUAGACAUCAACGAGUGUGACGAUCAACCGUGUCACUCGAGCGCAGAGUGCGUCAAUCUUCAUGGAUCUUAUCGCUGCGUCUGUCCACAAGGCACAGCUGGUGAUCCUGUGGGAACAGGUUGUGUAAUUCCUCACCAGUGCACCGUACACGCAGAUUGUGCCGAUUCACAGGCUUGCGUCCAACAUAAUUGCACCGAUCCUUGCUCUCUGGUUGACUGUGGUCUCAACACUAUUUGCUCCGUUUUGGAUCACACGGCUGCCUGUCAAUGUCAGCCUGGUUACAUUGGGGACUCUUCAGGGUGCUUCAAAGUGGAAUGUCUUUCUAACAACGAUUGUUCUAUAGACAAAUACUGCAAUCAAGAUACUAACAAAUGCAGCAGUCCUUGUAAUCAAGUGGACUGUGGAUACGGCAACUGCAUAGCGUCCGAUCAUUCUGGAGUAUGCAAAUGUUAUCCUGGUUUCGAGCUAGCGGGUGACAUUUGCGUAGACAUUGACGAAUGUUUGAAGAAUCCUUGUCAUUCCUCUGCGGUUUGUCAAAACACGGAAGGCUCUUACGCUUGCAUCUGUCCUCAUGGUUUGGUCGGAGAUCCUUUUAAAUCUGGUUGCAAACAACCGGGAGACUGCUUCACGGACCUUGAUUGCCCAAAUACAGCUGCUUGCAUUGAUAAUAGAUGCACCAAUCCUUGCGACGUAUCACCGGAUAGUCAUUCGUGCGGAAGAAACGCCGAAUGUUUCGUUCAUGAUCACGUUCCACUUUGCAGAUGUCCUGAUCAGACCACUGGCAAUCCGACAACGGAAUGUAUUCACUUAGAAUGCAACUAUCACAGCGACUGCAGUCCUUCCGACGCGUGUUACAAUCACAAGUGCGUCGAUCCUUGUUCUCUUGCAAACGUAUGUGGACAAGGAGCAGAUUGCUCUUCUUUAAAUCACAGUGCAGUGUGCACGUGUCAACCUGGCGGUACUGGCGAUCCUAAUUUAGGUUGUACACCUGUCCAAUAUUGUAAAUCGGACUCCCAAUGUGCUACUGGUUCAGCUUGCAAUGGAGGAAUAUGCACUGCCCUUUGUGGAAGCACGAGGGAUUGUAUCGGCGACCAGCUUUGCAUCAAUGGUCUCUGUCAGCCCACCUGCAAGAGCAACUCCAGUUGCCCCGAGUACCAAUACUGUAACAACAACAUCUGUGUGCAAGAAUUACGUUGCAUAUCCGACGAUGACUGUUCUCACGACGAAAGAUGCAUCAAGAACAACAUUGGACAAGCAGAAUGUCAGAAAGCUUGCGAUCUGCUCCUCUGUGGACGCAACGCCGAAUGCAAAGCGGAUAAUCACGUUGGAGUUUGCUCUUGCAAGCCUGGAUUCUUCGGAAAUGCGAAAGACGACAAGAUUGGAUGCCAAUCUAUCGAAUGUGAGGUCAACGACGACUGCAGCGGAGAGAAGAUUUGUGACGCGCACAAGUGCAGGAUCGCUUGUUUAGCUCACAAUCCUUGUGGCGUCAAUGCUAUUUGCACAGCAGAGAAACACGUUCAAAUUUGUACGUGUCAACCGGGCUACACUGGAGAACCAACUCAUGCAUGUCAAUUGAUAGAUUAUUGUUCGGAUCAACCUUGCGCACCUGGUGCUGUGUGUGAAAAUUCUAGAGGGUCCUAUAGGUGUCACUGUCAACAGGGAAUGGUUGGAGAUCCUUAUAAUAGCGGUUGUCAGCCACCGGUAGAAUGUCUGCAGGACGGAGACUGCCCACUGACUGCAAAAUGUAUAAACGUCAACAACGUACCCAAAUGUUUCGAUGUCUGUUCACGUACACAGUGUGGACCAAACGCAGACUGUGUGGCCACUAAUCACGCAGGAGCCUGUCAGUGCCGGUCCGAUUACGAGGGUGAUCCGAACAACCUAAGUAUAGGCUGUCGACCUAAACCGGUUGUUUGCACGUCAGCCGUGGACUGUUCGCCCAAUACCUACUGUUACGAGGGGAUCUGUCGACCAUCUUGUCAAUCGGACGAAGAAUGCAACCUGUCAGAUGUGUGUCUCAAUGGACAAUGCUUGGAUCCUUGUAACGUGAAGGCCGCGUGCGGAAUAAAUGCGGAAUGCAACGUGAAGAGUCACAUUAAACAAUGCAGCUGUCCACCUGGGUUCACCGGUAACUCGGAAGUGGAAUGUGUCAGAUUACCUGUGUCCUGCAGAGACACCAACGACUGUAACGAUGGCAAUACUUGUCGCGACAACGUGUGUCUUCCAAUCUGCACUAGUGACAACGAGUGCGCCUUCAACGAAAAAUGCAUCCAAGGAAAUUGCCUUCUCACCUGCAGACUCGACAACGAUUGUUUCUUGGGUCACAUCUGUCUGCACAACAUGUGUGCGUUUGGUUGUCGCGCGGACGAGGACUGCAACGCGAACGAAGCUUGCAUCACGAACAAAUGCAUCAAUCCUUGCGAAGCCACUCCUUGCGGGCCAAACGCUAAAUGCACAGUAUUUAAUCAACGAGCCACCUGUUCGUGUCCAGCAGGCUUCAUGCCGAAUCCAACUGCAAAAGUGGCUUGUUUAAGAUCGCCUGGACCCGUUUGUCAAGCGAACAGGGACUGUGCGACAGGAACAGCUUGCAUUGGAGGACUGUGCACUCCUGUCUGUUCGACAGACUUAAAUUGUUUGAGUAACGAACGUUGUGACCCUUCGGGAAUCUGUAAAUCGUUGUGUAGAAGAGACGAAGAUUGUAGAAGCGGAGAGAUUUGCGAGGGAUUGGUUUGUGUCAUUGGAUGUCGCGCUGACGUGGAGUGCCAGGAGAAUUUCGCUUGUUUGAACAACCAGUGUCAAGAUCCUUGCUCUCUUCCUGAUGUUUGCGGAGUGAACGCCAAGUGUGCGGUCGUAAAUCAUCAGAAACAUUGUUCGUGUCCGGCACCAUUAGUCGGCGAUCCUCUAAUUGGUUGCAAACAGGCCUUCCUGCCUUGUAGCAACGAAGAGGAAUGCGUUACUGGUCAGACUUGUUACGGAAGAUCUUGUUACGCCACGUGUAGAAGCGACGCUAAUUGUCUAAGCGACGAACGUUGCGACGGAGGAAUUUGCAAGGCCAUUUGCAACAGUGACGAUCAUUGCGUGGCUAAUCAGAUCUGUCAAAAUAGGCUGUGUGACAUCGGAUGUCGUAGCGAUAAUACUUGUCCCAACGACGAGUCCUGCGUGAACAAUAAGUGUAAAAAUCCUUGUGAGGGUGGCAAGGCUUGCGGAGAAUGUGCCGGUUGCCGCGUUGUAAAUCACGUGGCACAAUGUAGUUGCCCAGCCAAUUAUUAUGGAAACGCUUUGAUCAGUUGCGCGAAAUCUAUGAUUCCCUGUGAUGGCACUUGCGAGUGUGACGAAAUUGGUUUCUGUACGAAGAGCUGCUAUAGUCAGGAUCAAUGUUCUUGCGGGGAAGUUUGUCACUCCGAAAAGUGUCGCAUCAAGUGCGAUGUUAACAACUAUUGUCCGAAGGGAUACGUUUGCGACCAAGGACUAUGCCUCAUUGGUUGCCGCACUUAUUCCGACUGUCCUUCCUCCUUAUCCUGUGUCAGUGGUCAGUGCGAGGAUCCGUGCUCAGCUAAUGGAUCUCCCUGUGGAACCAACGCACUGUGUCGUGUUUCGAAUCACAGAGCAGUAUGCUUAUGCCCAGAAGGAUACCAGGGAGAACCCAGUCAAGAAUGUUACCAAUUGGAAUGCCAUCAUGACGACGACUGCGAGGCCAACAAACGAUGCAGCGAGGAUGGCGUUUGCACAAAUCCUUGCUUGCAACAUGGUGUCUGCGGCUUCAAUGCACAGUGCAGAGUAGUUAACAGGAAGGCUCAGUGCUCUUGUCCACCUGGACACUACGGAAAUCCUAAGAUCAACUGUAAGAAAGGUGGAGACGAGUGCUUAAGGAGACCGUGCGGCGUGAAUGCGAAGUGCAGAGAGACUCUGAAUGGAUUCGAGUGUACUUGCGAUCCUGGAUGCCACGGAGAUCCUCAUCAAGCUUGCAUCUGCGACGGAGGAGAGCUGUGCAAGGAUAUGCGUUGCGGAGCGAACGCUGCAUGCAGGAUUUAUAAGAAUCAACCACAGUGCUACUGUCCAUCUAAUUAUCCGUCCGGAGAUCCGACGCAGGCGUGUAGCGCAGAGAAGAGUUUAGACUGUCGCACGAAUGGUUGCGGUAAAGGGGCUGAAUGCAUACGAGACGGUGCGAUAUUCGUAUGCAGAUGUCCACCGGGUACCAGUGGAUCACCGGAUAUCGAGUGCACCACAGAGCGCGAAUGCACCAGCGACCUAGAGUGCCCCAAUGAAAAAGCCUGCAUAAACCUGCAAUGCGUGGACCCGUGCGGUCUCCGCGGUGCCUGUGGAAUCAACGCCCUGUGUCGUGUGGUUCUGCACAAGCCACGAUGUUCCUGCCCUCAGUGUUAUAUCGGUAUGCCUCACACGGCCUGUCAUCCAGACCCCAAAUGCGAAACGCUGAAUCCCAGACCUACGCCGAACAUCGGUUGCUCGUCCGAUCGCGACUGUCCAGAGAGUCUAUCCUGUCAUUCUCGUACCGGAGAGUGUCGUGAUCCGUGUCUAAGUUCACAAUACACCUGCGAAGUAAAUAAGAGAUGCCAGGUGCGGAACCACAGGCCCAUGUGCGUGUGCAAAUACGGAUUCGUCGUGAACGAGGUCGGGGAGCUGACCUGCGCCCCCGACACGUUGACAUGCACGAGGGAUUUCGACUGUCCGUCGAACGCCGCGUGCGUUAAUGGAAAAUGCCAGAAUCCGUGUAACGUGAGAAAGAAAAAGCCGUGUCCGGCUGAUAAAACCUGCGAUGUCCUGGACCACCGUCCCGUCUGCAUAUGCACACAAAACUGCAAUCCCUCCCUCUCCAUUUGCCUGCGAGACAGUGGCUGCUCUCCAGACUUGGCGUGCCGCAACUAUCGCUGCGUGGACCCAUGCAGAAACUCCACCUGUCCGGCUGAUGCCCCCUGUUACGUGGAGGAGCACAAGCCUAUCUGCAAGUUCUGUCCCCCCGGCUUUGUGCCAGACACUAAAUACGGAUGCAUGAAAGUACUUCACCACACGCCCGACCGUUUCUGCGAGUCCGAUGACGACUGCAGCGACACAGAAGCCUGUGUCGAUGGAUCCUGCGUUGAUCCUUGCGUCGGCCACUGUCGAUCGACAGUUCGAUGUCGGGUUAAAGCACACAGGCCUGUUUGUGGCUGCGACCAAUACGAUCACACUUGUACAAACACUACCACAACUAUGCAAACUUUCGAUUAUUCGACACCAGAAAUCUACGAGAUGACUACACUUUCGAUAACUACGCAAUCUAAUUUUGAUACCACAACACAUACUUCUUCUACUGUUAUGGAGGAAAGUACGAUUCCGUAUUCGAGUGAAAGUACAGAAUCUUCAAGUGAAGUAGCCACUGAAACUUCUGAAGCCCCUAUGACGACUAUACAAACUUUUAAUUAUUCGACACCAGAAACUUACGGGAUGACUGCACUUUCAACAACUACACAAUCUAAUUUUAAUAUCACAGCAUAUACUUCUACCGUUACGGAGCAAAGUACGAUUCCGUAUUCGAAUGAAAGUACAGAAUCUUCGAGUGAAGUAGCCACUGAAACUUCUGAAGCCCCUAUGACGACUAUACAAACUUUUAAUUAUUCGACACCAGAAACUUACGGGAUGACUGCACUUUCAACAACUACACAAUCUAAUUUUAAUACUACAGCAUAUACUUCUACCGUUACGGAGCAAAGUACGAUUCCGUAUUCAAAUGAAAGUACAGAAUCUUCGAGUGAAGUAGCCACUGAAACUUCUGAAGCCCCUAUGACAACUAUACAAACUUCUAACUAUUCGACACCAGAAACUUACGGGAUGACUACACUUUCAACAACUACGCAAUCUAAUUUUAAUACUACAGCAUAUACUUCUACUGUUACGGAGGAAAGUACAAUUCCGUAUUCGAGUGAAAGUACAGAAUCUUCGAGUGAAGUAGCCACUGAAACUUCUGAAGCCCCUAUGACAACUAUGCAAACUUUCGAUUAUUCGACACCAGGAAUCUACGAGAUGACUACACUUUCAACAACUACGCAAUCUAAUUUUAAUACCACAACAUAUACUUCUACUGUUAUGGAAGAAAGUACAACAAUCUCGUAUUUCAGUGAAAGUACAGAAUCUUCGAAAGAAGUAAUCACUGAAAUUUCUGAGACUUCUAUAAUUCAAGAAAGUACAUCCGUCUCUACGGAGAGCAAAUCAACUUUAAGUACAACAGUAGCGGAUGACGUAUUUAAAACUUCCACGACGUUGACAACAGAUGUCGAAGGUGUAGAAAGUACUACUGCUUCAGAUGUCUCAGAAGUGUUUACUGUUAAAGAUAUUUCCGAAGAAAGUACCGAAAUUAUUCCAACAGUGAAAGAUAUUGAAUUCAGUAGUGAGAAAUUUUCUGAGAGUGAGACAACUACUAUGUCUUAUGUUAAUACUACGCGGUAUAUAUCAACUACUGAAAUGACGUUUACUACGAAUUUAAUUAAAGAAACGAAUGUAAGUACAGAAGUAACUGAACCGACAAAAGUGCAGAUAGUCACUCCUGUUACAUAUGUUUAUCCUCCAGAUGAGACGUUGCCAUUGGGUCAUGUUGUUACUGUUACUCCCAUAUGUGUAGGUGAGUAUACUACAGAAGUGCCAGAGAUUACUGAAUCGACAAGUAUGUCUAGUAGUUUUAUUGAGAAUGUUACAAUGGGCGAAAGUUCCAAUACAAUGGGAUUGAUUACUGAGAAUUUACAUAUAACGACAACAGAAAAUGUAACAUUAAUAACUGUGACAGCAGAAUAUCCUCAGAAACAUGAAACAGCAAUGGAGACAACGACAGAGAUGUCGCAAAUAACAGGGGAAUAUUCGACAGAGCCAUUUUACCAUUACACAACUUUAGAAUCUUCUACAAAUAAAUUGGGAACAACUACUGAAAGAUCAACCGAACGAUCUUUUGUAACAGAUUUUUUCACGAAAGAACCUUCAGUAACAAUAUAUUCUACGGAAGAAUCUUUGGAAACUUCAACGAUUGAACAGCCACGAACAGUAAUGCAAUAUAUUACGGAUCAACCUUCUACAACUACUCAGUUUUCUAUCGAACAACAAUCAACGACAACACAAUAUUCAACAGAACAAUCCUUUACAACUCUAAAGUAUUCAACAGAAUCACCACUGACAACUGAACAAUAUACCACGGAACAACCUUCUACAACUGGUCGGUUUUCUACUGAACAACAAACAACAAUGCACUAUAUGACAGAACAAUCAUUUACAAGUAGUGAAUAUUCCACUAAACAAGAAUUAACAACAACGCAAUAUCCUGAAAAAUCUUCUAUAACUUCACAAUAUUCAACAGAACAUCUUUCAACGACUGAACGAUACACCACAGAGCAAUCUACAACUAAUGUCAUCGAACAACAACCAUCGACAAUACAGUAUUCAACAGAAUUCUCAACUGAACAUACCACAGAACAGCAUUCAACAGUUCAACAAUAUUCUACGGAACAGCCACAAACAACUAUACAAUAUUCCACGGAACACUUACGAACAACAACGCAAUACUCAACGGAACAACCCCCAACAACUAUUCGAUAUUCCACCGAACAACAACCAACAACAAUACAGUAUUCAACAGAACUCUCAACCAUUGAACAUACCACGGAACAGCAUUCAACAGUUCAACAAUAUUCUACGGAACAGCUACAAACAACUAUACAAUAUUCCACGGAACACUUACGAACAACAACGCAAUACUCAACGGAACAAUCCCCAACAACUAUUCGAUAUUCUACCGAACAACAACCAACAACAAUACAGUAUUCAACAGAGCUUUCAACCACUGAACAUAUCACGGAACAGCCUGCAACAAUUCAACAAUAUGCUACGGAACAGCCACAAACAACUAUACAAUAUUCCACGGAACACUUACGAACAACAACGCAAUACUCAACGGAACAAUCUCCAACAACUAUUCGAUAUUCUACCGAACAACAACCAACAACAAUACAGUAUUCAACAGAGCUCUCAACCACUGAACAUAUCACGGAACAGCCUGCAACAAUUCAACAGUAUGCUACGGAACAACCACAAACAACUAUACAAUAUUCUACGGAACACUUACGAACAACAACGCAAUACUCAACGGAACAACCUUCAACAACUAAUAAAUAUUUAACAGAACAACAACAACCAACAACAACAAUACAAUAUUCAACAGAGCUCUCAACCACUGAACAUAUCACGGAACAGCCUGCAACAGUUCAACAGUAUGCUACGGAACAACCACAAACAACUAUACAAUAUUCUACGGAACACUUACGAACAACAACGCAAUACUCAACGGAACAACCUUCAACAACUAAUCAAUAUUUAACAGAACAACAACAACCAACAACAACAAUACAAUAUUCAACAGAGCUCUCAACCACUGAACAUAUCACGGAACAGCCUGCAACAGUUCAACAGUAUGCUACGGAACAACCACAAACAACUAUACAAUAUUCUACGGAACACUUACGAACAACAACGCAAUACUCAGCGGAACAACCUUCAACAACUAAUCAAUAUUUAACAGAACAACAACAACCAACAACAACAAUACAAUAUUCAACAGAGCUCUCAACCACUGAACAUAUCACGGAACAACCUUUAACAAUUCAACAAUAUUCUACGGAGCAGCCACAAACAACUAUGCAAUAUUCCACGGAAUACUUACGAACAACAACGCAAUAUUCAACGGAACAACCUUCAACAACUAAUCCAUAUUUCACCGAACAACAACCAGCAACAACACGGUAUUCAACAGAACUCUCUACUACUGAGGAACAACGUCCAACAAUCCAACAGUAUUCCACGGAACAGACACACAUAACAAUACAGUAUUCCACGGAACAACCUGCAAUAACUGUACCAUACUCCACAGAGCUAGAACAAUCUUUCACAGAGUCAUAUCCCACAUUAACAACUCCUAUAAAUACUCCAGGGCAGAUACCUUGCGACCAAACCACCAUCAAUGAUUCCGAAUGUAAUAUCUGUUUGAACGAUACGUGUCGGCCCGUGUGCUUCAACCUAACAGUGAACCAGAGUACACCUAAUUGUAGCAUACUCCCAGAUACCAAAUGCAAAACGCACGACGACUGUCUCUCUCAAUUGGCCUGCAUAAACGAUCAGUGUCUGAACCCGUGCACUCUUCAUAAUCCUUGCGACUUCGUGGAAGUCUGCCAUGUUCAAGACCACAGACCUGUUUGCGUGAAAGAUGUAAUAAACGAUAAGACAGACUGUCCCUACUGUCCAGCGGGUAUGGAGUGCGAUCCAGCGACGUAUACUUGCGUAAAAGCGGGUUGCACUAGCAACAAAGAUUGCCCGCUGACAGAGGCGUGCAUUGAGGGCACUUGUCAGGAACCUUGCCUCGUUUGGAAUCCUUGCACCAAAAACGCGAUCUGCGUUAACACCAAUCACCAAGCGGAUUGCAGCUGCGAGGACGGUUAUCAUGGAAAUGGAUUCUCCUACUGUGAACCAGAAGAAGAAAGCAGAAACAUAUGCCAAUACAACGAAGAUUGUCCAUCGAGCAAAUAUUGCGAUCGCCUUAACCGGAAGUGCAUCGACCCAUGCUUGGAGAACGAUUGCGGUGUGAACGCUAAUUGUUAUCCAGAGAAUCAUCAAGCUCAAUGCAAGUGUUUGCCUGGAUUCCAAGGAAAUCCUGAAGUUGGAUGCACACUAACGACCACCAAUCCGUGUGUUCCAAACCCUUGUGGUUUAGACGCCAUGUGCGAGAACGAUAAUGGCAAUCCUAUAUGCUUCUGUCCGAAAGGAUUGACUGGAAAUCCGUUUGAACAAUGUAUACCAGAAGGUGACCAGUGCCAAGAAAAUCCAUGUGGCGUUAAUUCUGGGUGUCGCGUGGUGUCAGGGCAAGUGAGAUGCUUCUGUUUGCCAGGAUACGAGGGGAAACCACCUGCUUCCCCUUGCACGCUUCCUAGCAACCCUUGCGAACCAUCUCCUUGUGGACCUAACACUCAAUGUACCGUAUUGAACAACGGCCUUUCGAAAUGUACUUGCCUACCAGGAUACAUCGAGAGUCCAAAUACGAUCAGGGGAUGCGUGCCUAAGUCUGAUCAGUGUAGUCCUAAUCCUUGUGGACUUGGCGCUAAGUGUGACUCGGAUAGAGUACCUCCUUGUUAUUGUCCGGAGCAUACCGUUGGAAAUCCUUAUCAGAGUUGCGCAGUAACUCCAUCAGAUACAUACUCACCUUGUCUGCUAGUUCCUUGCGGAAAGAACGCGGUCUGUGUCGAGGAGGAUGGCAUUGGAAAAUGCAAGUGUGUUCCACCAUUUAUUGGAAACCCAUACAUGGACGGUUGCGAAGCGGAAUGUAUCGUGAACCAAGACUGCGACAAUCAUCUUGCGUGUUUCAAUCAGCAUUGUAGAGAUCCUUGUCCAGGUGUUUGCGGUUCCAAUGCAAAAUGCGAAGUGGUUGAUCAUGUUCCAGUUUGUUCUUGCUUACCUGGCUACACCGGCGAUCCGUUUGGCUCUUGCAAACUCGAGACGUCUCCUCUUCCAUCUCAGAAUCCUUGCAUGCCAUCACCUUGCGGACCGCACAGUAUCUGUCGCGUGAUGAACGAUCGUGCGGUUUGUUCGUGCAGUCCAGGAUAUCAUGGAACGUCGCCUAAUUGCCGUCCAGAAUGUCUAGUUAGCUCAGAGUGUCCUGCACAUUUGGCUUGUAUCGGUCAAAAGUGUGGGGAUCCUUGCCCUGGUCUCUGUGGACAGAAUGCUUUAUGCCAGGUCGUCAAUCACAACCCCAUUUGCAGUUGUCCUUCGGAUUAUCUCGGUGAUCCUUUCACUCAAUGCGUCAAAGAAGAUAUACCACUGCCAAGACCAAAGAAUCCUUGUUUACCAUCGCCCUGUGGCCCGAACGCCGAGUGUCGUGUGCAAGAGGAUCAUCCAGUUUGCACGUGUAUCAGUGGAAUGUUCGGAGCACCGCCACUUUGCAGACCAGAGUGUUCGAUUCAUCAAGACUGUCCACAUUAUCUCGCCUGUGUUCAAAAGAAAUGCGUGGAUCCUUGUGCUGGUUCUUGCGGAUUUAAUACCAACUGCACCGUGCAGAACCACCGGCCGAUGUGUCAAUGUAACGAGGGUUACGAAGGGGAUCCAUUCUCUGGAUGUAGCAAAGUUACAUUCCCAGUGCCACUGCCAUGCGAUCCAUCGCCGUGUGGGGCGAAUGCAAUUUGUAAAGAGCGAAACGGAGCUGGUUCGUGUAGCUGUUUACCCGACUAUACCGGAGACCCAUAUCAAGGAUGUAGACCAGAAUGUGUUCAAAAUUCAGACUGUGUUCAUACGAAGGCUUGUAUAAACAAUAAAUGCAAGGAUCCAUGCGUGGGUGCGUGUGGUAUAAAUGCUCAAUGUCAAGUGAUCAAUCAUCAACCCUCGUGCAGCUGUCUCUCUGACUACACGGGAGAUCCAUUAAAAUCCUGCCAUAUAUCGCCUGUAACACCACUGCCACGUGAUCCAUGCCAACCAUCACCUUGUGGAUCAUAUAGUAAUUGUCGUGUGAUCGACAAUCAUGCGGUUUGUUCCUGCCAGCCGGAUUAUGUCGGUAGUCCUCCACAAUGUAGACCAGAAUGUGUGGUUAGCACAGAUUGCGCUCAGAACAUGGCUUGUAUCGAUCAGAAGUGCAGGGAUCCUUGUCCAGGCACUUGUGGUCAGAAUGCUGAUUGUCAAGUUAUCAACCAUAAUCCCGUAUGCAGUUGCACGUCUGGAUACACCGGAGAUCCGUUCUUUGGUUGUGUUAAAGAAGUGGAACCGAAACAACCUGGACCAAAACCAAGUGGAAAUCCAUGCAUUCCAUCGCCUUGCGGUCCAAAUUCUCAGUGUCGCGUGAUCGAUGGAUUCCCAGCAUGUUCCUGUCUACCGAAUUACGUAGGCAGAGCACCGAAUUGUCGACCGGAGUGUGUUAUUAACGAAGGAUGUCCUGGAAAUCUUGCAUGUCAGAACGAACAGUGUGUAGAUCCUUGCCCGGGAUCCUGUGGCGUGAAUACUUAUUGCAAUGUCGUGAAACACAAUCCAGUUUGUAUUUGCAACACCGGGUACACUGGAAAUCCAUUCACCGAAUGUGUACCUAUUAUGAAAGUACCCACGACCACGGAACAACCGCGCACGCCAUGCAAUCCAUCUCCGUGCGGAGCGAACGCGAUCUGCAAUGAACGUAAUGGCGUAGGAUCUUGCACUUGUCGUCCAGAAUACAUCGGCGAUCCCUACACAGGAUGUCGACCAGAAUGUGUGACAAACACCGAUUGCGAUCGUAGCAAGGCUUGCCUGAACAAUAAAUGCGUGAAUCCAUGCCCUGGCACAUGCGGUCAGGGAGCAACUUGUCGCGUAAUCAAUCACGCUCCAUCGUGUUCCUGUCUUCCUGGUUUCACCGGGGAUCCUUUCAGCGCCUGCGCAGUGUUGGAAGUGACGCCAACCUCACCGCCACUAAAUCCCUGCGAACCAUCGCCAUGUGGACCCAACAGCAACUGUCGUGUUCACAAUGGACACGCUGUGUGUCUUUGUCAACUAGGAUUCGUCGGUGUUCCUCCAACCUGUCGUCCAGAAUGCACAGUGAGCUCGGAAUGUUCUCAAAACAAAGCGUGCAUCGAUAACAAGUGCGCAGAUCCUUGUCCAGGUUCCUGUGGGUUGAACACUAAAUGUCUGACAGUGAAUCACAAUCCCAUUUGUACUUGCACUAAUGGAUACACUGGCAAUCCACUGGUUCAGUGCACCAAAUUUAACGUGUCUCAACCACCGUUUAAGGAUGUUGGAAGUCCUUGCACUCCUAAUCCUUGCGGACCUAAUUCUCAAUGCAGAGUUAUUGGCUCUCAACCAGCUUGUUCUUGUUUGUCGAACUUCAUUGGUCGUCCGCCGAAUUGUAGACCGGAGUGCACUGAUAACUCGGAUUGCUUCCAUUCGGCCGCGUGUAUUAACCAGAGAUGCAAGAGUCCUUGUCCCGGAGCCUGUGGAGAGCUGGCUAGGUGUACCGUUCAGAAUCACGUUCCGAUUUGUACGUGUCCCGAGGGUUAUGAGGGUGAUGCCACUGUUCGGUGUAUUCUGGCACCUCCUCCAGCAACGGACAUAAGCGUAACAAACCCAUGUUCUCCGAAUCCAUGCGGUCCAAACGCUCAAUGUCGUGAACGAAACGGUGCAGGAGCUUGUGCAUGUCCACCAGAUCUUAUCGGAGAUCCGUACGAUAACGUAAAGGGAUGUCACAGAGAAUGUGAAUCGAACAACGAUUGUGCUCCACAAUUAACCUGCGUUGGUUUCAAGUGUUCUGAUCCGUGCCCAAGUACUUGCGGUACAUUAUCCAUCUGUAAUGUUCAGGAACAUGUUCCAGUGUGUACUUGUCCUCCAGAAUACACGGGAGACCCGUACUUCGCUUGCGAAGUUAAGGAAAUACCGAGAGAACCAAUGGAUCCAUGUUCACCAUCACCGUGUGGACCCAAUAGUAAGUGUCGCGAAGUGAAUGGUCAAGCAGUCUGCACGUGUCUUCCGGAAUACAGAGGAAUCCCACCGAACUGUAGACCUCACUGUGUGGUCAAUGCUGAAUGUCCAGCUCACUUGGCUUGUUUGAAUAAGAAAUGCACGGAUCCAUGUCCAAACACCUGUGGAUUGAGAGCAUUGUGUACUACUAAGAAUCAUAAUCCUAUUUGUACUUGUCCUGUUGGAUUUACGGGAGAUCCUUUCUCACUAUGCUCGCCUGCGCAAGAAGUUCAACCGUUCACGGAACGACCGCCGUCCUGCACUCCAUCACCCUGCGGUCCGAAUUCCCUGUGCCAGAUCAUAUCCGGAAACCCAGCGUGCUCCUGUUUACCAAAUUACAUCGGCGUUCCUCCAGAAUGCAGACCAGAGUGCAUUCUAAGCUCCGAAUGCAAGAGUCACCUUGCUUGUGUGAAUCAGAAAUGUCAGGAUCCUUGUCCAGGAUCUUGUGGCGUUAAUGCUCAGUGUCACGUACUGAAUCACAUUCCUGUUUGCACCUGUAUGAAUGGUUUCACUGGUGAUCCGUUUACACAGUGCACAGUGAUUCCACCAACAACUGUACCAUCUGUGAGCGAUCCAUGCAGCCCAUCGCCUUGUGGACCUAACGCCAUAUGCAAAAAUGGAGAUUGCGAGUGUUUACCUGAAUAUAUCGGCAAUCCGUACGAAGCUUGUCGACCAGAAUGUAUCCUCAAUUCGGAAUGUGCACGCGAUAAGACUUGUCUGAAGAAUAAGUGCAGAGAUCCUUGCCCUGGCACAUGCGGACAGAAUGCGGUGUGCGAUGUUGUGAAUCAUAUUCCUGUGUGUUCCUGUAUUCCUGGAUACAUUGGAGAUCCGUUUGUCAGCUGUCGUGUCCAACCACAAAUUCCAGAAGCAAAGAGAGAUCCGUGCUCGCCCUCACCAUGUGGGCCAAACAGCCAAUGUCGUAACAUCGAGGACCACGCAGUGUGUUCUUGUCUUCAGGGAUAUCUUGGAUCACCACCUUCGUGCAGACCAGAAUGCGUGGUCAGUACGGAAUGUCCUCCGACUCGUGCUUGCGUGAACAAAAAAUGCACGGAUCCCUGUUUGGGUUCUUGCGGCUUGAACGCCAGAUGCGAAGUGAUCAAUCAUUCGCCGAUCUGCAGUUGUCUUUCUGGACAGACUGGAGAUCCUUUCAAGAGCUGCUACGAUACUCCGAUCUUACCAGACGUCAAAGACACAGGAGAUCCGUGCAAUCCAUCGCCAUGCGGUCCGAAUGCUCAAUGCCAGAACGUGAAUGGCUAUCCAUCCUGUUCUUGUCUUCCAACUUAUAUCGGAACCCCGCCGUCUUGUCGUCCGGAGUGUCUCAUAAAUCCCGACUGUCCAUCGAACAAAGCUUGCGUAAAUUCCAAAUGCACGGAUCCUUGUGCAGGGUCCUGUGCCGAAAAUGCCAGGUGUUUGGUAGUCAAUCAUGCUGUUACCUGCUCAUGUCCAGCCGACUAUACAGGAAAUCCUUUCGUCCAAUGUGUCGAACUGGAUCAAGAACCAAUCAAUCCAUGCGAGCCUUCGCCUUGUGGUCCAAACGCGAUCUGCCAACAACGUGACAACGUCGGUGCUUGUAUCUGUAUCGACGAUUACCACGGAAAUCCCUAUGAAGGCUGUCAGCCAGAAUGCAUCCUCAGUUCAGACUGUCCAACGAACAAAGCCUGCGUUCGCAACAAAUGUGAAGAUCCGUGUCCAGGAAUAUGUGGCAUCCAAGCUCAGUGUUCCGUCAUCAACCACAUCCCUACUUGCACAUGUCAGCCUGGCUACGUAGGAGAUCCCUUCAGCAUCUGUAAUUUACCAAUCAAUGCAGACACUGAGCCUACUGUCACUGACCCAUGUAGCCCUACGCCUUGUGGACCCAAUAGCUUGUGCAGAGCCGUGAAAGAUCAAGCUGUGUGUACUUGCCAGGAAUCGUUCGUUGGUUCUCCGCCUAACUGCAAGCCUGAGUGUGUCGUAAAUUCUGAAUGUCCUCAAAAUAGGGCUUGUUACAAAUACAAGUGUAAUGAUCCUUGUCCUGGAACGUGUGGAGUGGGAGCUAAUUGUCGUGUAAUUAAUCAUAAUCCGCUGUGCAGCUGUCCUCAGGGCACUACGGGAGAUCCUUUCUCUAGAUGCUAUCCUCAGACGAUCACACCAUCGCCACCAGUGGGUGAUCCUUGCAGUCCAAGUCCGUGCGGCCUCUACGCAGAAUGUAGAGCAAUUGGCGAUCAAGCUGCUUGUUCAUGCCUCAAGAACUACAUAGGACUACCACCAAAUUGUCGACCAGAGUGUGUCGUUAACACAGAUUGUCCUUCUAAUCAAGCCUGCAUCUCGGAAAAAUGCAGAGAUCCUUGCAUUGGAUCGUGUGGACAAAAUGCAGAUUGCAGGGUGCAGAAUCACAUUCCUGUCUGCUUGUGCCAACCAGGAUACACCGGCGAUCCUUUCACGCUAUGCUCGCAGAUAAUAGAACAACCAAAGCCAGAAGAUCUGUGCAAUCCAUCACCCUGUGGACCAAACGCAGAUUGCAGAGAGGGAAUCUGCACGUGCCUUCCAAACUAUUUCGGUGAUCCAUACUCGUACUGUCGUCCAGAAUGCACUAUGAAUUCGGACUGCUCUCGAGUAAAGGCGUGUGUCAAUCAAUUUUGCGUGGAUCCUUGUAUUGGCACGUGUGGAACCAAUGCGAAAUGCGACGUGGUCAAUCACAUUCCUAUGUGCAGCUGUUUCCCUGGUACCACUGGAGAUCCGUUCACACUGUGUCGACCACAGAUAUCUGAAGAACCAAGAAAACAACCAUGCACACCGUCUCCCUGUGGGCCGAACAGUAUUUGCAAGGUGGUGAACGAUCAUGCAGUCUGCUCUUGUCAGACUGACUUUAUCGGUAGUCCUCCUGCGUGCAGACCAGAGUGUGUAGUGAGUGCCGAGUGUCCGUUAACUCAGGCGUGUCUCUCUAACAAGUGUCAAGAUCCCUGUCCAGGAACUUGUGGACAGAAUACCAAAUGUCAAGUAGUCAAUCACAAUCCAAUAUGCAGCUGCUCCGAGGGACACACUGGCGAUCCUUUCACUAGAUGUUACAUCAUGUCCAAACAACCACCAGUACCAACGAACCCGUGUCAACCAUCUCCGUGCGGUCCGAACGCGGAGUGUCAAGUGCGAGGUGAUAGUUCAGCGUGUUCGUGUAUCGAAAAUUACAUCGGUGUUCCACCAAAUUGCAGACCUCAGUGUACGAUUAAUCCCGAGUGUCCGCCGCAUUUAGCGUGUAUGCAACAAAAGUGUCGCGAUCCGUGUGUCGGUCUGUGUGGUUUGAAUGCUCAGUGUACGGUUGUGAAUCAUCACGCGGUGUGUGCUUGCCUCGAUGGUUACAGCGGAAAUCCGUUCAGCGUUUGCGAGACGAUCCAGAUGGAUACACCCUUAGAUAUUAGGAAACCAUGCGAGCCAUCCCCCUGUGGUACCAACGCGGUUUGUCGCGAGAACAAUGGCGUCGGUUCCUGUUCCUGUCUGCCAGACUACAUUGGUGACCCCUACGAAGGAUGCAGACCUGAAUGUACCCAAAACCCCGAUUGCUCCAAGACGAUGGCCUGCAUGGGCCUCAAGUGCCGAGAUCCCUGUCCAGGAACCUGUGGAUUGCAAGCUCGUUGCGAAACGAUCAAUCACGUGCCUGCGUGUUCAUGUAACCCUGGAUACACCGGCAAUCCGUUCACCUAUUGUUCCCCCAUCUCCGUUGCUCCAAACCCCAUAGAGUCAGACCCCUGUAGUCCGUCUCCAUGCGGACCGAAUAGUCAAUGUCGAAACGUCAACGACCAUGCUGUGUGUACCUGCUUGGCAAAUUUCAUUGGAAGCCCACCAACUUGUCGACCCGAAUGCGUGGUAAACAGUGAAUGUUCAAGGGAACUUGCGUGCAUUAAUCAAAAAUGUGCGUCCCCGUGCAUGAACUCAUGUGGUAUCAAUACGCAGUGUAAGGUGAUCAACCACAGCCCCAUAUGCAUCUGCAAUAUUGGAUACACUGGUGAUCCGUUUACGAAAUGCUUCCCUACUCCACAAUCACCCCAGAAAGACACUGACCUCGCUCCCAAAGAUCCGUGCGUGCCAUCACCUUGUGGCAUGUACGCAGAAUGCAGGAACAUCGGUGGUACAGCCUCUUGUUCCUGUCUGCCAAGAUAUAUCGGAUCCCCACCGACCUGUCGACCGGAAUGUCGCGUGAAUUCAGAUUGCCCCAUGAAUCUUGCAUGUACCAAUGAGAAGUGCAGAGAUCCUUGUCAAGGAUCCUGUGGUGUUACGUCCCUGUGCACGGUUUACAACCACGUGCCUGUGUGCACCUGCCCCGAAGGAUACACCGGCGAUCCUUUCAGCAAUUGUUAUCCUGCACCCAUUAAACCAACUGCACCAACUGUUGUUGACCCUUGUGUAUCGUCACCAUGUGGACCUAAUGCACGUUGCGACGAUGGAAUUUGCACAUGUUUACCAGAGUAUCAGGGAGAUCCUUACGUUGGUUGUCGACCAGAGUGCGUACUGAAUACGGAUUGUCCUCAGAAUCGAGCUUGCAUCAGGAACAAGUGUGUCGAUCCUUGCCCCGGUACAUGUGGUCGAAAUGCGCAGUGUCUGAUAUUCAAUCAUGUUCCUAUGUGCAGCUGUCCUAGUGGAAUGGUUGGAAAUGCAUUUGUUCAGUGCACUGUCCUUCAAGAUACUGUAAAGAGGAAUCCCUGUUCGCCGUCGCCCUGUGGACCAAAUAGCGUAUGUAGAGAGAUCAAUGAACAGCCAGUGUGUUCCUGCGUAGCAGGAUACCUGGGUGCACCACCUACCUGUAGACCAGAAUGUACAGUCAGUUCAGAUUGUCCUUUAUCAGAAGCUUGUAGCAAUCAGAAAUGUGUCAAUCCUUGUCCCGGCUCAUGUGGAUUCAGAGCUACUUGUAACGUUGUCAAUCACAAUCCUAUAUGCAGUUGUCCAUCAGAACUCACUGGCGAUCCAUUUGUUCAGUGUGUUCCACGACCACUCGAGCCUGUAGUGCCACAAAACCCAUGUGAACCAUCUCCGUGUGGACCCAAUGCAGAAUGCAGAGUGGUCAAUGACGCUCCCUCUUGCUCUUGUUCACCGGAAUUCAUAGGCGCACCACCCAAUUGUCGACCGGAAUGUGUCAGUAAUAGCGAAUGUCCUAGUCAGUUUGCUUGCAUCAAUCAGAAAUGCAGAGACCCUUGUCCGGGAUCUUGUGGCGCUAACGCUGAAUGUCGCGUUGUCAGUCAUACACCCAUGUGUGUGUGUCCGAGCGAAUAUACCGGUGAUCCCUUCACUCAAUGUACACCUAGACCACCUGUCCCUGUGAAUAUUUCUCCAUGUACUCCUUCGCCAUGUGGCUUCAACGCGAUAUGCAAAGAACAAAACGGUAUAGGUUCGUGUUCCUGUUCGCUCGAUUACAUUGGCAACCCUUACGAAGGUUGUCGCCCUGAAUGUGUCGUUGAUACGGAUUGUCCAUCUACCUUGAGCUGUAUACGUUCUAAAUGUCAAGAUCCUUGUCCAGGCACUUGUGGAACGAACACAGAGUGCAAGGUUAUCAAUCAUCGUCCUGCGUGCACGUGUAUUCAAGGUUACAGUGGAAACCCCUUCCAAUACUGCACCUUGAUGCGUGAAUUAGAAGAUAAACCGACGUACAAGGACCCAUGCAAUCCUUCACCUUGCGGACCAAACAGUCAAUGUCGAGUAGUAAAUGAUCAAGGAGUUUGUUCCUGUCUGCCAGAAUAUACAGGCGUACCUCCAAUGUGCCGACCUGAGUGCGUUCUAAACUCAGAGUGUCCUCAAGAUCGUGCAUGUAUUAAUCAGAAAUGCGUGGACCCGUGUCCAGCUUCUUGUGGUACAUUCGCUACAUGCGUGGUCAGGAAUCACAGUCCAAUCUGUGCAUGUAGGCAAUCAUACACGGGGGAUCCCUUCACUAGAUGCUUCCCUAUUCCACAAGCUACACCUCCUACAGCACUCGAAGUUACACAACCAUGUUUGCCUUCUCCUUGCGGUCCAAAUUCAGAAUGUCGUGUGGUUAAUGGUGGGCCAUCUUGUCAGUGUCGACCAUCUUAUAUUGGAAGUCCUCCAAACUGUCGUCCAGAGUGUACAGUGAAUUCAGAUUGUUCUCCUAGUCAGGCUUGCAUGAGAGCAAAAUGCGGAGACCCUUGCCCAGGUUCUUGUGGAUCUAAUGCUCAGUGCACUGUACUCAAUCACGUUCCUAUAUGUUCCUGCUUCGAAGGAUACACGGGAGAUCCUUUCAGUAACUGCCACCCCGCUCCAGUUAAGCCAACUGAACCCACUGUUGCUGACCCCUGUACACCAUCGCCUUGUGGUCCCAAUGCACGUUGUGACAAUGGAAUUUGUACAUGUCUAUCAGAAUAUCAGGGUGAUCCAUACGUAGGUUGUCGUCCAGAAUGUGUACUGAAUACGGAUUGUCCUCAGAAUAGAGCUUGUUUAAGAAACAAGUGCGUUGAUCCUUGUCCUGGUACAUGUGGUGUCAAUGCAGAAUGUUUAGUAUACAAUCACGUGCCCAUGUGCAGUUGUCCUAAUGGAAUGGUUGGAAACGCAUUCGUUCAGUGCACAAUUCUUCAAGAUACCGUCAAAGGGAACCCAUGUUCGCCUUCACCGUGUGGACCAAACAGUGUUUGUCGAGAGAUCAAUGGUCAGCCUGUUUGCUCCUGCGUAGCGGGAUACUUAGGAGCACCACCAACUUGCAGACCAGAAUGUACAGUCAGUUCCGAUUGCCCACCGACACAAGCUUGCACCAAUCAGAAAUGUGUCAAUCCUUGUCCUGGUACAUGUGGGUUUAGAGCCAUUUGCAAUGUUGUCAAUCAUAAUCCGAUAUGCAGCUGUCCACCUGAACUCUCUGGCGAUCCAUUUGUUCAGUGUAUUCCACGACCACCCGAGCCCGUAGUGCCACAAAACCCAUGUGAACCAUCUCCGUGUGGACCCAAUGCAGAAUGCAGAGUCAUCAAUGGUGCACCCUCUUGUUCCUGUUUGUCGGAAUUCAUAGGAGCCCCACCUAAUUGCAGGCCCGAAUGUGUUAGCAAUAGCGAAUGUCCUAGUCAGUUUGCCUGUAUGAAUAAAAAAUGUAAGGAUCCUUGUCCUGGAUCUUGUGGAGCUAACGCCGAGUGUCGUGUUGUUAGUCAUACACCUAUGUGUAUUUGUCCUGAUCACUAUACCGGUGAUCCUUUCACUCAGUGUACACUCAAACCACCUGUUCCCGUCAAUCUCUCCCCAUGUAGUCCAUCGCCGUGCGGUUUCAAUGCAAUAUGUAAAGAACAGAACGGCGUCGGUUCGUGUUCCUGCGCAGCCGAUUACAUCGGCAACCCUUACGAAGGGUGCCGCCCUGAAUGUGUCGUUGACACGGACUGUCCAUCAGCAUUAAGUUGUAUACGCUCUAAAUGCCAAGAUCCCUGCCCAGGUACCUGUGGCACGAACGCAGAAUGCAAGGUCAUCAACCACCGUCCUGCGUGCACGUGCUUCCGAGACUACACUGGAAAUCCAUUCCAAUACUGUACCUUGAUACGUGAAAUUGGUACGAAAAAUCUCUCAGAUGAUCCGUGCAACCCUUCUCCAUGUGGACCAAACAGUCAGUGUCGUGUAGUAAACGGCCAAGGAGUCUGCUCCUGUCUGCCAGAAUUCACGGGUGCACCUCCUAUGUGUCGCCCUGAGUGUACUCUAAAUUCCGAGUGUCCUGAAGAACGUGCAUGCGUUAACCAGAAAUGUGUAGACCCGUGUCCCGCAUCUUGUGGCACAUUUGCCACGUGUGUGGUAAAAAAUCACAGUCCAAUUUGUGCUUGUAGAGAAGCAUACACUGGAGAUCCAUUCACUAGAUGUUUCCCCAUCCCACCCUUACCACCAGCCACAGUCGAACCUUCACAACCUUGCUUGCCAUCUCCUUGUGGUCCAAAUUCAGAGUGUCGUGUAGUUAACGGAGGUCCAUCUUGUCAAUGUCUACCAACUUACAUUGGAAGUCCACCAAACUGUCGUCCAGAGUGUACAGUUAGCUCUGACUGCUCUCCCAGUCAAGCCUGUAUAAGACAAAAGUGCAGAGAUCCUUGUCCAGGGUCUUGUGGCUCUAACGCACAGUGUACAGUAUCGAAUCACGUUCCUGUAUGUUCGUGUCUAAGCGGAUACACAGGAGAUCCUUUCAACAGUUGCAAUCUUGCUCCCGUUAAACCAACUGAACCCACGAUUAUUGACCCUUGUGCAUUAUCACCUUGUGGACCCAAUGCACGUUGCGACAGUGGAAUCUGUACAUGUUUACCAGAGUAUCAGGGAGAUCCUUACAUUGGUUGUCGACCAGAAUGUGUGUUGAACACAGAUUGCCCUCAGAAUCGUGCUUGUCUGAGAAACAAGUGUGUUGAUCCUUGUCCUGGUACUUGUGGCAUAAAUGCAGAAUGUCUGGUGUAUAGUCACGUGCCCAUGUGCAGCUGUCCCAACGGAAUGGUUGGAAAUGCAUUUGUCCAGUGCACUGUUCUCCAAGGUACAAAUUAAGAAAUUUCAUUUGCGAUGAUAAUAUAAUUCUCAUCUUACACGCCGCUGACUGUCUCCCAUUAUAUUUUAACGAUAGAUACUAUAAAAAGAAACCCUUGUUCACCUUCACCAUGUGGACCAAAUAGUAUUUGUCGAGAGAUCAAUGGGCAGCCCGUUUGUUCGUGCGUAGCAGGAUUCCUGGGUGCUCCUCCAACUUGUAGACCAGAAUGUACACUUAGUUCUGAUUGUUCUUUAUCAGAAGCUUGUAGCAAUCAAAAAUGUGUCAAUCCUUGUCCCGGCUCAUGUGGAUUCAGAGCUACUUGUAACGUUGUCAAUCAUAAUCCUAUAUGCAGCUGCCCGCCAGACCUCACUGGCGAUCCAUUUGUUCAAUGUACCCCACGCCCACCUGAGCCCGUUGUGCCACAAAACCCAUGCGAACCUUCUCCAUGCGGACCAAAUUCUCAAUGUAGAGUUGUCAACGAUGCUCCCUCAUGUUCUUGUUCUCCAGAAUUCAUAGGCGCACCUCCCAAUUGUCGACCGGAAUGUGUCAGUAAUAGUGAAUGCCCAAGUCAGUUGGCUUGUAUGAACCAAAAAUGCAGAGAUCCUUGUCCUGGAUCCUGUGGAGCUAACGCAGAGUGUCGUGUUGUUAGUCACACUCCGAUGUGUAUCUGCCCAGACGCUUAUGUCGGUGAUCCCUUCACCCAGUGUACACCUAGACCACCUAUCCCUGUCAAUAUUUCUCCAUGCACCCCAUCACCGUGUGGUUUCAACGCGAUAUGCAGAGAACAAAGUGGCGUAGGUUCCUGUUCCUGUUUAAAUGAUUAUAUUGGCAACCCCUAUCAAGGAUGUCGCCCUGAAUGUGUCGUUGACACUGACUGUUCAUCCACAUUGAGCUGCAUACGCUCUAAAUGUCAGGAUCCUUGCCCCGGCACUUGUGGCACGAACGCAGAGUGCAAAGUCAUCAAUCAUCGUCCUGCAUGCACUUGUCUCCAAGGUUACAGUGGAAAUCCCUUCCAAUACUGUAUAGUAAUCCGAGAAAUAGAAGAUACACCAACGUACAAGGAUCCAUGCAACCCUUCACCUUGCGGACCAAAUAGUCAAUGUCGAGUAGUAAAUGAUCAAGGUGUUUGCUCUUGUCUGGCUGAAUUUACUGGCACACCCCCCAUGUGUCGUCCCGAAUGUACUUUAAAUUCAGAAUGUUCACAAGACCGUGCGUGCGUUAACCAGAAAUGUGUUAAUCCAUGUCCUGCUUCAUGUGGAACUUUCGCCACUUGCAUGAUCAGGAAUCAUAGCCCAAUUUGUGCCUGCAGAGAAUCGUAUACCGGGGAUCCCUUCACUAGAUGUUUCCCCGUUCCACAAGCUGCACCACCUACAGCAGUCGAUGUUUCACAACCAUGUUUGCCUUCUCCUUGCGGCCCGAAUUCAGAAUGUCGUGUGGUUAAUGGUGGACCGUCUUGUCAAUGUCUACCAAAUUAUAUUGGUAGCCCUCCAAAUUGUCGUCCAGAGUGUACAGUAAAUUCUGAUUGUUCCGCAAGUCAGACUUGCAUGAGACAAAGGUGCAGAGAUCCUUGUCCAGGUUCAUGUGGUUCCAAUGCCCAGUGCACGGUGCUCAAUCACGUUCCUAUAUGUACCUGUUUCGAAGGAUACACUGGAGAUCCUUUCAGUAACUGCAAUCUCUCUCCCGUCAUACCAACUGAACCAACUAUUGUUGAUCCCUGUGCAUCAUCACCUUGUGGGCCCAAUGCACGUUGCGACGAUGGAAUAUGUACAUGUUUAGCAGAAUAUCAAGGGGACCCUUAUAUGGGUUGUCGACCGGAAUGUGUACUGAACACAGACUGUCCUCAGAAUCGAGCUUGUUUAAGGAAUAAGUGUAUCGAUCCUUGUCCUGGUACAUGUGGUUUAAAUGCAGAAUGUUUAGUAUACAAUCACGUGCCUAUGUGUAGCUGUCCCACUGGUAUGAUUGGAAAUGCUUUCGUUCAGUGCACUGUCUCCCAAGAUAUCAUAGAAAGAAAUCCAUGUUCGCCUUCGCCAUGUGGACCAAACAGCGUUUGUCGAGAAAUCAAUGGUCAGCCUGUCUGCUCCUGCGUAGCAGGAUUCUUAGGAGCACCACCAACUUGUAGACCAGAGUGCACAGUCAGCACUGAUUGUCCACUGACACAAGCUUGUACCAAUCAGAAGUGUGUAAAUCCAUGUCCGGGUUCAUGUGGAUUUAGAGCUGUUUGCAACGUUGUCAAUCAUAAUCCUAUAUGCAGUUGUCCAGCAGACCUCACUGGUGAUCCGUUUGUUCAAUGUGUUCCACCACCACCCGAACCCGUAGUGCCACAAAACCCAUGCGAACCCACUCCGUGCGGCCCCAACUCUCAAUGUAGGGUUGUCAACGAUGCUCCCUCAUGUUCUUGUUCUCCAGAAUUCAUAGGCGCACCUCCCAAUUGUCGUCCGGAAUGUGUCAGUAAUAGCGAAUGUCCUAGUCAAUUUGCUUGCAUCAAUCAGAAAUGCAGAGAUCCUUGUCCUGGAUCCUGCGGGGCAAACGCGGAGUGUCGUGUUGUCAGUCAUACUCCAAUGUGUGUUUGUCCUGAGGAUUAUACUGGUGACCCCUUCACGCAGUGUACACCAAGACCACCUGUUCCCGUCAGUCUUUCUCCGUGCACUCCAUCACCAUGCGGUUUCAAUGCGAUAUGCAAAGAGCAAAACGGUGUUGGAUCUUGCUCCUGCCUGUCUGAUUACAUUGGUAAUCCUUAUGAAGGUUGUCGGCCCGAAUGUGUCAUUGAUACCGAUUGUGCAUCCACAUUGAGCUGUAUACGAUCCAAAUGUCAAGAUCCCUGUCCAGGGACUUGUGGUACAAAUGCAGAGUGUAAGGUCAUAAAUCACCGCCCUGCAUGUACAUGCAUUCAAGGUUAUAGUGGGAAUCCCUUCCAAUUCUGUACUCUCAUACGGGAGAUAGAAGAUGACACGAAAUACAAAGAUCCGUGCAACCCUUCACCUUGCGGACCCAACAGUCAGUGUCGCGUAGUAAACGGACAAGGAGUCUGCUCCUGUCUGCCAGAAUUCUCGGGCACGCCACCCAUGUGCCGCCCCGAGUGUACUUUAAAUUCGGAAUGUUCACUAGAUCGUGCGUGUGUUAACCAAAAAUGUGUUAAUCCAUGCCCUGCAUCAUGUGGAACAUUCGCUACUUGCGUGGUCAGAAACCAUAGUCCAAUUUGUGCCUGCAGAGAUUCAUAUACCGGCGAUCCAUUCACCAGAUGUUUCCCUAUUCCACAAGCUACACCGCCUACAGCAAUUGAAGUGUCGCAACCUUGUUUGCCCUCUCCUUGUGGUCCAAAUUCAGAAUGUCGUGUGAUCAAUGGUGGACCAUCUUGCCAGUGUCGGUCAACUUACGUUGGCAGUCCACCAAACUGUCGGCCAGAAUGUACGGUCAACUCCGAUUGUUCCCCUAGUCAAGCCUGCAUGAGAGAAAAGUGCAGGGACCCUUGCCCAGGUUCUUGUGGUUCCAACGCUCAGUGCACAGUGCUCAAUCACGUUCCUAUAUGUUCCUGCUUCAACGGAUACACCGGAGAUCCUUUCAGCAAUUGUUAUCCAAUUCCGGUGGCACCAAUUGAACCGUCGGUAAACGACCCUUGCGCAUCAUCCCCUUGUGGCCCCAAUGCACGUUGUGAAAGUGGAAUCUGUACAUGCUUGACAGACUAUCAGGGUGAUCCAUAUGUUGGAUGCCGACCAGAGUGUGUAUUGAAUACCGAUUGUGCCCAGAACCGCGCUUGCUUAAGAAACAAAUGCGUUGAUCCUUGCCCUGGUACUUGCGGUCGAAAUGCAGAGUGUCUAGUAUACAAUCAUGUGCCCAUGUGUAGUUGUCCAAGUGGAAUGGUUGGAAAUGCGUUCGUACUGUGCACUGUCGCUCAAGAUACCGUAAAGGACAACCCGUGCUCUCCUUCACCUUGUGGACCAAACAGCGUCUGUCGCGAGAUCAAUGGUCAGCCUGUUUGCUCCUGCGUAGCAGGAUUCUUGGGAGCACCACCUACCUGUAGACCGGAGUGUACAGUCAGUUCCGAUUGUCCCCUGACACAAGCUUGUAGCAACCAGAAAUGUGUAAAUCCAUGUCCGGGUUCAUGUGGAUUUAGAGCCAUCUGCAACGUCGUCAAUCACAAUCCCAUAUGUGGCUGCCCAUCUGAACUUACAGGCGACCCAUUUGUUCAAUGUGUCCCCCGACCUCCCGAGCCCGCAAUACCGCAAAAUCCAUGCGAACCCUCUCCGUGUGGACCCAAUGCAGAAUGCAGAGUCGUCAAUGAUGCACCUUCUUGCUCUUGUUUAUCUGAAUACAUAGGCACUCCGCCCAAUUGCAGACCCGAAUGUGGCAGUAAUAGCGAAUGUGCAACUCAUUUGGCUUGUAUCAAUCAGAAAUGCAGAGAUCCUUGUCCUGGAUCCUGUGGGGCAAACGCAGAAUGUCGUGUUGUUAGUCAUACCCCUAUGUGUGCCUGUUCGAACGACUAUACCGGCGAUCCCUUCACUCAGUGUACACCUACUCCACUUGUUCCCGUAAAUCUCUCCCCAUGUAGUCCAUCACCGUGUGGUUUCAAUGCAAUCUGCAAAGAACAGAACGGCGUCGGGUCAUGUUCCUGUGCUGCUGAUUACAUCGGCAACCCUUAUGAAGGAUGCCGCCCCGAAUGUGUCGUUGAUACUGACUGUCGAUCUACACUGAGCUGUAUACGUUCCAAAUGUCAAGACCCAUGUCCGGGCACCUGUGGCACAAACGCAGAGUGCAAGGUCAUUAAUCAUCGGCCUGCGUGCACAUGCAUUUCUGGUUACAGUGGAAAUCCCUUCCAAUACUGCUCCGUAAUGCCCACAAUCGAGGAUGAAACGCAGUAUAAGGAUCCCUGCAGUCCUUCGCCUUGCGGACCCAACAGUCAGUGUCGCGUAGUAAACGGACAAGGAGUCUGCUCCUGUCUGCCAGAAUUCACGGGCACGCCACCCAUGUGCCGCCCCGAGUGUACUUUAAAUUCGGAAUGUUCACAAGAUCGUGCGUGUGUUAACCAGAAAUGUGUUAAUCCAUGCCCUGCUUCAUGUGGAACAUUUGCCACUUGCGUUGUCAGGAACCAUAGUCCAAUUUGUGCCUGCAGAGACUCAUAUACCGGAGAUCCAUUCACUAGAUGUUUCCCCGUUCCACAAGCUACACCACCUACUGCAAUUGAAGUUUCGCAACCUUGUUUGCCCUCUCCUUGUGGUCCAAAUUCUGAAUGUCGUGUGGUCAAUGGUGGGCCAUCUUGCCAGUGUCGGUCAACUUACGUUGGUAGUCCACCAAAUUGUCGGCCAGAAUGUACGGUCAACUCCGAUUGUUCCCCUAGUCAAGCCUGCAUGAGAGAAAAUUGCAGGGACCCUUGCCCAGGUUCUUGUGGUUCCAACGCUCAGUGCACAGUGCUCAAUCACGUUCCUAUAUGUUCCUGCUUCAACGGAUACACCGGAGAUCCUUUCAGCAAUUGUUAUCCAAUUCCGGUGACACCAAUUGAACCGUCGGUAAACGACCCUUGCGCAUCAUCCCCUUGUGGCCCCAAUGCACGUUGUGAAAGUGGAAUCUGUACAUGCUUGACAGACUAUCAGGGUGAUCCAUAUGUUGGAUGCCGACCAGAGUGUGUAUUGAAUACCGAUUGUGCUCAAAAUCGCGCUUGUUUGAGAAACAAAUGCGUCGAUCCUUGCCCUGGUACUUGCGGUCGAAAUGCAGAGUGUCUAGUAUAUAAUCAUGUGCCCAUGUGCAGUUGCCCAAGUGGAAUGGUUGGAAAUGCGUUCGUACUGUGUACUGUCGCUCAAGAUGCCGAAAAGGGUAACCCAUGCUCUCCUACGCCAUGUGGACCAAACAGUAUCUGUCGAGAAAUCAAUGGACAACCUGUCUGCUCCUGCGUAGCAGGAUACUUAGGAGCACCGCCAACUUGCAGACCAGAAUGCACAGUCAGCUCCGAUUGUCCGCCGACACAGGCUUGCUCCAAUCAGAAAUGUGUCAAUCCUUGCCCUGGUACAUGUGGGUUUAGUGCCAUUUGCAAUGUUGUCAAUCAUAAUCCGAUAUGCAGCUGUCCGCCUGAACUCUCUGGCGACCCAUUUGUCCAGUGUGUUCCACGACCACCAGAGCCCGUAGUGCCACAAAACCCAUGCGAACCCUCUCCGUGUGGACCCAAUGCAGAAUGCCGAGUCCUUAAUGAUGCUCCCUCUUGCUCUUGUUUAUCGCAGUUCAUAGGAACCCCACCAAAUUGUAGACCUGAAUGUGGCAGCAAUAGCGAAUGCCCCAGUCAGUUAGCCUGCAUCAAUCAGAAGUGCAGAGAUCCUUGUCCUGGAUCCUGUGGGGCAAACGCCGAAUGUCGUGUUGUUAGUCAUACCCCUAUGUGUGCCUGUUUGAAUGACUAUACCGGUGACCCCUUCACUCAGUGUUCACCUACGCCACAUGUUCCCGUCAAUCUCUCCCCAUGUAGUCCAUCACCGUGUGGUUUCAAUGCGAUAUGCAAAGAACUGAACGGUGUCGGGUCAUGUUCCUGUGCUGCUGAUUACAUCGGCAACCCUUAUGAAGGAUGCCGCCCCGAAUGUGUCGUUGACACUGACUGUCCAUCUACAUUGAGCUGUAUACGUUCCAAAUGUCAAGACCCAUGUCCGGGUACCUGUGGCACAAACGCAGAGUGCAAGGUCAUCAAUCACCGGCCUGCGUGCACAUGCAUUCCUGGUUACAGUGGAAAUCCCUUCCAAUACUGCUCCGUAAUGCCUGCAAUCGAGGAUGAAACGCAGUAUAAGGAUCCCUGCAGUCCUUCGCCUUGCGGACCCAACAGUCAGUGUCGCGUAGUAAACGGACAAGGAGUCUGCUCCUGUCUGCCAGAAUUCACGGGCACGCCACCCAUGUGCCGCCCCGAGUGUACUUUAAAUUCGGAAUGUUCACAAGAUCGUGCGUGUGUUAACCAGAAAUGUGUUAAUCCAUGCCCUGCUUCAUGUGGAACAUUUGCCACUUGCGUUGUCAGGAACCAUAGUCCAAUUUGUGCCUGCAGAGACUCAUAUACCGGAGAUCCAUUCACUAGAUGUUUCCCCGUUCCACAAGCUUCACCACCUACAGCAAUUGAAGUGUCGCAACCUUGUUUGCCCUCUCCUUGUGGUCCAAAUUCAGAAUGUCGUGUGAUCAAUGGUGGGCCAUCUUGCCAGUGUAGAUCAACUUACGUUGGCAGUCCACCAAACUGUCGACCAGAAUGUACGGUCAACUCCGAUUGUUCCCCUAGUCAGGCUUGCAUGAGAGAAAAGUGCAGAGACCCUUGUCCAGGUUCUUGUGGUUCCAAUGCUCAGUGCACGGUGCUCAAUCACGUACCUAUAUGUUCCUGCUUCAACGGAUACACCGGAGAUCCCUUCAGCAACUGUUACCCUGCUCCCGUGACACCAACGGAGCCGUCAGUGGUUGAUGCUUGUGCAUCAUCACUUUGCGGUCCCAAUGCACGUUGUGAAGGUGGAAUCUGUACAUGCCUGACAGACUAUCAGGGUGAUCCAUAUGUUGGAUGCCGACCGGAGUGUGUAUUGAACACCGAUUGUGCCCAGAACCGCGCUUGUUUAAGAAACAAAUGCGUUGAUCCAUGCCCUGGUACUUGCGGUCGAAAUGCAGAGUGUCUAGUAUACAAUCAUGUGCCCAUGUGCAGUUGUCCAAGUGGAAUGGUUGGAAAUGCGUUCGUACUGUGCACUGUCGCUCAAGAUACCGUAAAGGGUGACCCAUGUUCUCCUUCACCUUGUGGACCAAACAGUGUCUGUCGGGAAAUCAAUGGACAACCUGUAUGCUCUUGCGUAUCUGGAUUUUUGGGAACACCACCUACCUGUAGACCGGAGUGUACAGUCAGUUCCGAUUGUCCUCUGACACAAGCCUGUAGCAACCAGAAAUGUGUCAAUCCAUGCUCUGGUACAUGCGGGUUCAGGGCCACCUGCAACGUCGUCAAUCAUAAUCCCAUAUGUGGCUGCCCGCCUGAGCUUACAGGCGACCCAUUUGUCCAAUGUGUCCCGCGACCUCCCGAGCCCGCAGUACCGCAAAAUCCAUGCGAACCCUCUCCGUGUGGACCCAAUGCAGAAUGCAGAGUCGUCAAUGAUGCACCUUCUUGCUCUUGUUUAUCUGAAUUCAUAGGCACUCCGCCCAAUUGCAGACCCGAAUGUGGCAGUAAUAGCGAAUGUGCAAUUCAUUUGGCUUGUAUCAAUCAGAAAUGCAGAGAUCCUUGUCCUGGAUCCUGUGGGGCAAACGCGGAAUGUCGUGUUGUUAGUCAUACCCCUAUGUGUGCCUGUUCGAACGACUAUACCGGCGACCCCUUCACUCAGUGUACACCUACGCCACCUGUUCCCGUAAAUCUCUCCCCAUGUAGUCCAUCACCUUGUGGCUUUAACGCUAUAUGUAAAGAACAAAAUGGAGUGGGGUCCUGUUCCUGUUUAUCUGAUUAUAUCGGUAAUCCCUACGAUGGGUGUCGUCCCGAGUGUGUCGUUGACACCGAUUGUCCAUCUACACUGAGCUGUAUACGUUCCAAAUGUCAAGACCCCUGCCCUGGUACCUGUGGCACAAACGCGGAGUGCAGGGUCAUCAAUCACCGGCCUGCAUGCACGUGUAUUCCAGGUUACACUGGAAAUCCCUUCCAAUACUGCUCCAUAGUGCCCGCAAUAGAGGAUGAGAUGAAGUAUAAGGAUCCCUGCAGUCCUUCGCCUUGCGGACCCAACAGUCAAUGUCGCGUAGUAAACGGACAAGGAGUUUGCACCUGUCUGCCAGAAUUCACGGGCACGCCACCCGCGUGCCGCCCCGAGUGUACAUUAAAUUCGGAAUGUCCACUAGAUCGUGCCUGCGUUAACCAGAAAUGUGUUAAUCCAUGCCCUGCUUCGUGUGGAACUUUCGCCACUUGCGUUGUCAGGAACCAUAGUCCAAUUUGUGCCUGCAGAGACUCAUAUACCGGAGAUCCAUUCACUAGAUGUUUCCCCAUCCCACAAGCCUUACCACCAUCCACAGUCGAACCUUCACAACCGUGUUUGCCAUCCCCCUGUGGUCCAAAUUCGGAGUGCCGUGUAGUUAACGGAGGCCCAUCUUGUCAAUGUCUAUCUACAUACAUUGGAAGUCCACCAAACUGUCGUCCAGAAUGUACAGUAAACUCUGACUGUUCACCAAGUCAAGCCUGCAUGAGAGAAAAGUGCAGGGAUCCUUGUCCGGGAUCCUGUGGUUCCAACUCUCAGUGCACGGUGCUCAAUCAUGUUCCUAUAUGUUCCUGCUUCAGCGGAUACACCGGAGAUCCCUUCAGCAACUGUUACCCUGCUCCCGUGACACCAACGGAGCCGUCAGUGGUUGAUCCUUGCGCAUCAUCACCUUGUGGUCCCAAUGCACGUUGUGAAAGUGGAAUCUGUACAUGCCUGACAGACUAUCAGGGUGAUCCAUACGUUGGAUGCCGACCAGAAUGUGUACUGAAUACCGAUUGCGCCCAGAACCGCGCUUGUUUAAGAAACAAAUGCGUCGAUCCAUGCCCUGGUACUUGCGGUCGAAAUGCAGAGUGUCUAGUAUAUAAUCAUGUGCCCAUGUGCAGUUGUCCAAGUGGAAUGGUUGGAAAUGCGUUCGUACUGUGCACUGUCGCUCAAGAUACCGUGAAGGGUAACCCAUGCUCUCCUUCACCUUGUGGACCAAACAGCGUCUGUCGCGAUAUCAAUGGUCAGCCUGUUUGCUCCUGCGUAGCAGGAUUCUUGGGAGCACCACCUACCUGUAGACCGGAGUGUACAGUGAGUUCCGAUUGUCCUCUGACACAAGCCUGUAGCAACCAGAAAUGUGUCAAUCCAUGCUCUGGUACAUGCGGGUUCAGGGCCACCUGCAACGUCGUCAAUCAUAAUCCCAUAUGUGGCUGCCCGCCUGAGCUUACAGGCGACCCAUUUGUCCAAUGUGUCCCGCGACCUCCCGAGCCCGCAGUACCGCAAAAUCCAUGCGAACCCUCUCCGUGUGGACCCAAUGCAGAAUGCAGAGUCGUCAAUGAUGCACCUUCUUGCUCUUGUUUAUCUGAAUACAUAGGCACUCCGCCCAAUUGCAGACCCGAAUGUGGCAGUAAUAGCGAAUGUGCAACUCAUUUGGCUUGUAUCAAUCAGAAAUGCAGAGAUCCUUGUCCUGGAUCCUGUGGGGCAAACGCAGAAUGUCGUGUUGUUAGUCAUACUCCUAUGUGUGCCUGUACGAACGACUAUACCGGCGAUCCCUUCACUCAGUGUACACUUACUCCACCUGUUCCCGUAAAUCUCUCCCCAUGUAGUCCAUCACCGUGUGGUUUCAAUGCGAUAUGCAAAGAACAGAACGGUGUUGGGUCAUGUUCCUGUGCUGCUGAUUACAUCGGCAACCCUUAUGAAGGAUGCCGCCCCGAGUGUGUCGUUGACACUGAUUGUCCAUCUACACUGAGCUGUAUACGUUCCAAAUGUCAAGACCCCUGCCCUGGUACCUGUGGCACUAACGCGCAGUGCAGGGUUAUCAAUCACCGGCCUGCAUGCACGUGCAUUCCGGGUUACACUGGAAAUCCCUUCCAAUACUGCUCCAUAGUGCCCGCAAUAGAGGAUGAGAUGAAGUAUAAGGAUCCGUGCAGUCCUUCGCCUUGCGGACCCAACAGUCAAUGUCGCGUAGUAAACGGACAAGGAGUUUGCACCUGUCUGCCAGAAUUCACGGGCACGCCACCCGCGUGCCGCCCCGAGUGUACAUUAAGUUCGGAAUGUCCACUAGAUCGUGCCUGCGUUAACCAGAAAUGUGUUAAUCCAUGCCCUGCUUCGUGUGGAACUUUCGCCACUUGCGUUGUCAGGAACCAUAGUCCAAUUUGUGCCUGCAGAGACUCAUAUACCGGAGAUCCAUUCACUAGAUGUUUCCCCAUCCCACAAGCCUUACCACCAUCCACAGUCGAACCUUCACAACCGUGUUUGCCAUCCCCCUGUGGUCCAAAUUCGGAGUGCCGUGUAGUUAACGGAGGCCCAUCUUGUCAAUGUCUAUCUGCAUACAUUGGAAGUCCACCAAACUGUCGUCCAGAAUGUACAGUAAACUCUGACUGUUCACCAAGUCAAGCCUGCAUGAGAGAAAAGUGCAGGGAUCCUUGUCCGGGAUCCUGUGGUUCCAACUCUCAGUGCACGGUGCUCAAUCAUGUUCCUAUAUGUUCCUGCUUCAGCGGAUACACCGGAGAUCCCUUCAGCAACUGUUACCCUGCUCCCGUGACACCAACGGAGCCGUCAGUGGUUGAUCCUUGCGCAUCAUCACCUUGUGGUCCCAAUGCACGUUGUGAAAGUGGAAUCUGUACAUGCCUGACAGACUAUCAGGGUGAUCCAUAUGUUGGAUGCCGACCAGAAUGUGUACUGAAUACCGAUUGCGCCCAGAACCGCGCUUGCUUAAGAAACAAAUGCGUUGAUCCUUGCCCUGGUACUUGCGGUCGAAAUGCAGAGUGUCUAGUAUACAAUCAUGUGCCCAUGUGUAGUUGUCCAAGUGGAAUGGUUGGAAAUGCGUUCGUACUGUGCACUGUCGCUCAAGAUACCGUAAAGGACAACCCGUGCUCUCCUUCACCUUGUGGACCAAACAGCGUCUGUCGCGAGAUCAAUGGUCAGCCUGUUUGCUCCUGCGUAGCAGGAUUCUUGGGAGCACCACCUACCUGUAGACCGGAGUGUACAGUCAGUUCCGAUUGUCCUCUGACACAAGCCUGUAGCAACCAGAAAUGUGUCAAUCCAUGCUCUGGUACAUGCGGGUUCAGGGCCACCUGCAACGUCGUCAAUCAUAAUCCCAUAUGUGGCUGCCCGCCUGAGCUUACAGGCGACCCAUUUGUCCAAUGUGUCCCGCGGCCUCCCGAGCCCGCAGUACCGCAAAAUCCAUGCGAACCCUCUCCGUGUGGACCUAAUGCAGAAUGCAGAGUCGUCAAUGAUGCACCUUCUUGCUCUUGUUUAUCUGAAUACAUAGGCACUCCGCCCAAUUGCAGACCCGAAUGUGGCAGUAAUAGCGAAUGUGCAACUCAUUUGGCUUGUAUCAAUCAGAAAUGCAGAGAUCCUUGUCCUGGAUCCUGUGGGGCAAACGCGGAAUGUCGUGUUGUCAGUCAUACCCCCAUGUGUGCCUGUUCGAACGACUAUACCGGCGACCCCUUCACUCAGUGUACACCUACUCCACUUGUUCCCGUAAAUCUCUCCCCAUGUAGUCCAUCACCGUGUGGUUUCAAUGCGAUGUGCAAAGAACUGAACGGUGUUGGGUCAUGUUCCUGUGUUGCUGAUUACAUCGGCAACCCUUAUGAAGGAUGCCGCCCCGAGUGUGUCGUUGACACUGAUUGUCCAUCUACACUGAGCUGUAUACGUUCCAAAUGUCAGGACCCCUGCCCUGGUACCUGUGGCACUAACGCGCAGUGCAGGGUUAUCAAUCACCGGCCUGCAUGCACGUGCAUUCCGGGUUACACUGGAAAUCCCUUCCAAUACUGCUCCAUAGCGCCCGCAAUAGAGGAUGAGACGGAGUAUAAGGAUCCCUGCAGUCCUUCGCCUUGCGGGCCCAACAGUCAAUGUCGCGUAGUAAACGGACAAGGAGUCUGCUCUUGUCUGCCAGAAUUUACGGGGGCCCCUCCUAUGUGCCGCCCUGAAUGUACUUUAAAUUCCGAAUGUCCUCAAGAUCGUGCAUGUGUUAAGCAAAAAUGCGUGAACCCUUGUCCCGCUUCGUGUGGCACUUUUGCAUCUUGCGUAAUCAGGAACCACAGUCCAAUAUGUGCUUGUAGACCAUUAUAUACUGGAGACCCUUUCACAAGAUGUUUCCCUGUGCCACAAUCCUCACCACCUACAGCAGUUGAAACUUCACAACCUUGUUUACCUUCUCCUUGUGGCCCAAAUUCAGAAUGUCGUGUGGUCAGUGGAAGCCCAUCUUGUCAGUGUCGACCAAAUUACGUUGGAAGUCCACCAAACUGUCGGCCAGAAUGUACAGUUAAUUCUGACUGUUCUCCUAGUCAAGCCUGCGUGAGAGAAAAGUGCACAGACCCCUGCCCAGGUUCUUGCGGUUCGAAUGCCCAAUGUAUGGUACUCAGUCACGUUCCUAUAUGUUCCUGCUUUGAAGGAUAUACUGGUGAUCCUUUUAAUGGUUGCAACCUAACUCCCGUUAUGCCAACAGGACCAACUGUUGUUGAUCCAUGUGCAUUAUCGCCUUGUGGCGCUAACGCACGUUGCAAUGAUGGAAUCUGCACUUGUCUACCAGAGUAUCAGGGUGAUCCUUAUGUUGGUUGUCGACCAGAAUGCGUACUAAAUGGGGAUUGUCCUCAAAAUAAGGCUUGUCUAAGAAACAAGUGUGUUGAUCCUUGCCCUGGUACAUGUGGUGUAAAUGCACAGUGUCAAACAUACAAUCAUGUGCCCAUGUGCAGCUGCCCAAGUGGAAUGGUGGGAAACGCCUUCGUUCAAUGCAAUGUUGUACAAGAAACCGAAAAGGAAAACCCUUGCUCUCCUUCGCCUUGUGGACCUAACAGUGUCUGUCGAGAGAUCAAUGAACAAGCAGUCUGCUCGUGUGUGGCAGGAUAUCUAGGUUCUCCACCUACCUGUAGGCCAGAAUGUACAGUCAGUUCCGAUUGUCCUCUAACAGAAGCGUGUAACAAUCAAAAAUGUGUAAACCCCUGUCCUGGUACAUGUGGAUUUAGAGCCACCUGCAAUGUUGUCAAUCACAAUCCUGUAUGUAGCUGUCCAGCUGAUCUCACUGGCAAUCCAUUUGUGCAGUGUGUUCUACGACCACCUGUGCCCGUAGUGCCACAAAAUCCAUGCGAACCCUCUCCAUGUGGUCCAAAUUCAGAAUGUAAAGUCGUAAAUGAUGCACCUUCCUGUUCCUGUUCGCUAGAAUUUAUAGGCACCCCUCCCAAUUGUAGACCCGAAUGUGCCAGUAACAGCGAAUGUCCAAGUCAGAUGGCUUGCAUCAAUCAGAAAUGCAGAGAUCCUUGUCCUGGAUCCUGUGGGGCGAACGCGGAGUGUCGUGUUGUCAGUCACACUCCGAUGUGUGUCUGCCCUGGAGAUUAUACUGGCGAUCCUUUUACUCAAUGUGCACCUAGACCACCUGUCCCCAUCAAUAUUUCUCCAUGCACCCCAUCACCGUGUGGUUUCAACGCGAUAUGCAAAGAACAAAACGGCGUAGGUUCAUGCUCCUGUUUAAUCAAUUAUAUGGGCAAUCCCUACGAAGGAUGUCGUCCAGAAUGUGUGGUUGACACGGAUUGUCCAUCCACAUUGAGUUGUAUACGCUCUAAAUGUCAAAAUCCCUGCCCUGGUACUUGUGGCACGAACACAGAAUGCAGGGUCAUUAAUCAUCGUCCUGCGUGCACGUGCAUUCAAGGUUAUACUGGAAAUCCAUUCCAAUACUGCACCCCCAUUCCACAAAUAGAAGAUGAAACGCAAAAUAAGGAUCCGUGCAACCCUUCACCUUGCGGACCAAACAGUCAAUGUGUCAUCGUAAAUGGGCAAGGUGUCUGCUCUUGCCUGGCUGAAUUCACUGGCACACCUCCCAUGUGCCGUCCCGAGUGUACUUUAAAUUCAGAAUGUCCACAAGAUCGUGCGUGCAUUAACCAGAAGUGUGUUAAUCCAUGUCCUGCCUCUUGCGGAACAUUCGCCACUUGUGUAGUCAGGAACCAUAGUCCAAUCUGUGCGUGCAGAGAAUCAUAUACCGGAGAUCCUUUUACCAUAUGUUUCCCCGCGCCACAAGCUACACCUCCUACAGCAGUCCAAGUUACACAACCCUGUUUGCCUUCACCGUGUGGUCCAAAUUCGGAGUGCCGUGUAGUUAACGGAGGUCCAUCUUGUCAAUGUUUACGAACUUACAUUGGAAGCCCUCCUAGCUGUCGACCAGAGUGUACAGUAAACUCUGACUGUUCCCCUAGUCAAGCUUGCAUGAGAGAAAGGUGCAGAGAUCCUUGCCCAGGUUCUUGUGGUUCCAAUGCUCAAUGUAUGGUCUUGAAUCAUAUCCCAAUAUGCUCCUGUUUCGAAGGAUACACGGGAGAUCCUUUCAGCAAUUGCUAUCCAGCUCCUAUUAAACCAACUGAACCAAAUGUUGUCGAUUCCUGUGCAUCUUCGCCUUGUGGUCCUAAUGCACGUUGCGACAAUGGUGUCUGUACAUGUUUACCAGAGUACCAGGGUGACCCUUAUGUUGGAUGCCGACCAGAAUGCGUAUUAAAUACAGAUUGCCCUUUGAAUCGAGCUUGUAUAAGAAACAAGUGUGUCGACCCUUGUCCUGGAACAUGUGGCUUAAAUGCAGAGUGUCGCGUAUAUAAUCACGUACCGAUGUGCAGUUGUCCAAGUGGAAUGGUUGGAAAUGCGUUUGUUCAGUGCAAUAUCCUACAAGAUACCGUAAAAGGAAACCCAUGUUCGCCCUCGCCAUGUGGACCAAACAGUGUAUGUCGAGAGAUUAAUGGUCAGCCUGUCUGCUCCUGUGUAACAGGCUAUUUAGGAGCACCACCUUCUUGUAGACCAGAAUGUACAGUCAGCUCCGAUUGUCCCUUGACAGAAGCUUGUAAUAAUCAGAAGUGUGUAAAUCCUUGCCCCGGUUCGUGCGGAUUCAGAGCUACUUGCAACGUUGUAAAUCACAAUCCUAUAUGCAGCUGUCCACCUGAACUCUCUGGCGAUCCAUUUGUUCAGUGUGUUCCACGACCACCCGAGCCCGCAGUACCGCAAAACCCAUGCGAACCCUCUCCAUGUGGACCCAAUGCAGAAUGCAGAGUUGUCAAUGAUGCUCCCUCUUGCUCGUGUUUAUCGGAAUUUAUAGGCAGCCCACCCAAUUGCAGACCUGAAUGCGCAAGCAAUAGCGAAUGUCCAAGUCAGUUGGCCUGCGUGAAUCAGAAGUGCAGAGACCCUUGCCCUGGAUCCUGUGGGACGAACGCUGAAUGUCGUGUUGUCAGUCAUACUCCUUUGUGUGUCUGCCCUAGCGAUUAUACUGGAGAUCCUUUCACUCAAUGUUCACCCAAUCCACCUGUCCCUGUCAAUAAGUCUCCGUGCACUCCAUCACCGUGCGGUUUCAACGCGAUAUGCAACGAACAAAACAAUGUAGGAUCCUGUACCUGUUUGGCUGAUUACGUCGGUAACCCUUAUGAAGGAUGUCGCCCCGAAUGUGUCGUUGACACUGACUGUCCAUCCACGCAGAGCUGUAUACGCUCUAGGUGUCAAGAUCCUUGCCCCGGCACAUGCGGCACAAAUGCAGAAUGCAAAGUCAUCAAUCAUCGUCCUGCAUGCACGUGUAUUCAAGGUUAUAGUGGAAAUCCUUUCCAACAUUGCGCAUUGAUACGUGAAAUAGAAGAUGAAACGAAAUACAAAGAUCCGUGCAACCCUUCAUCUUGUGGACCUAACAGUCAAUGUCGUGUAGUAAAUGGCCAAGCUGUUUGCUCUUGUCUGCCAGAAUACACAGGCACGCCUCCAAUGUGUCGUCCCGAGUGUGUUCUGAACUCAGAGUGUCCUCAAGAUCGCGCCUGCGUUAACCAAAAGUGCAUGGACCCGUGUCCCAAUUCUUGUGGCACGUUUGCCACCUGCGUGGUCAAAAGUCACAGUCCGAUCUGUGCUUGCAGAGAAUCAUACACCGGAGAUCCUUUCAUCAGAUGUUUCCCUGCACCACAAGCACUACCACCGACAGCAGUCGAAGCUACACAGCCCUGUUCGCCUUCCCCGUGUGGUCCAAAUUCAGAAUGUCGUGUAGUCAAUGGCGGUCCAUCUUGUCAAUGUCUACCCACUUACAUUGGAAGCCCUCCAAACUGUCGGCCAGAAUGUACAGUUAAUUCUGACUGUUCACCUAGUAAAGCCUGUAUGGGAGAAAAAUGCAGAGACCCAUGCCCAGGUUCUUGCGGUUUCAAUGCUCAAUGUACAGUAUUCAAUCACGUUCCUAUGUGUUCUUGUAUCGCUGGAUACACCGGUGAUCCUUUCAGUCAAUGCAAUCAACUAGUCACUCCUCCAGCUGAACCAACACAGACGGAUUUAUGUAAUCCAUCACCCUGUGGACCUAACGCUAUUUGCAACGACGGAAUCUGUUCUUGCAUGCCCGAUUACUAUGGGGAUUCUACUAUCGGUUGUCGACCAGAAUGUGUACUUAACAACGACUGCCCCCGAAACAAAGCUUGCGUGAGAAAUAAAUGCGAGAAUCCCUGCGUUGGUGCAUGUGCCCCUGAUGCAAUCUGCGACGUGGUUAAUCAUGUUCCAAUGUGCAGUUGUUCUCCUGGUUUCGAAGGAAAUGCCUUUGCAUUCUGUCGUCCAGCUAUAGCCGAACUUCCAUCUAAUCCGUGCAAUCCAUCGCCUUGCGGAUCUAACAGUCAAUGUCGAGUGAAGAAUGGCCAGGCAGUGUGUAGUUGCGUACCAGGUUAUUUAGGAAACCCGCCAAUCUGUCGCCCAGAAUGUGUAGUUAGCUCUGAUUGCCCACCAAACGAGAGUUGUAGUAACCAGAAGUGCAUAAAUCCUUGUGUGGGCUCGUGUGGCUUGGGAGCUCGUUGCACUGUCGCGAAUCGUAAUCCUAUUUGCCACUGUCCUGAAGGAUUCACGGGAGAUCCUUUCAUUAGGUGUCUUCCACUUCCGCCAAUUCAGCCAGAACCGAUAAACGUUUGCCAGCCAUCACCAUGCGGACCCAAUGCUCAGUGCCAAAUAUCAGGAAAUUCACCUUCAUGCAGUUGUUUACCCGAAUUUAUCGGUUCACCGCCAUAUUGCAAGCCAGAAUGCAUUAGUAAUAGCGAAUGCCCUACAAGUUUGGCGUGCAUAAAUCAAAAGUGUCGCGAUCCUUGUCCCGGUUCCUGUGGCGCUAAUGCAGAAUGCAGAAUAAUUAGCCACACGCCUAUGUGCGUUUGCUCUUCGGGUUUCGUUGGUGAUCCAUUUGUACAGUGUACUCCAAAACCAGUUAUUCAAGACCAAGAAAUAGAGAAACUCACCCCUUGCGUACCAUCUCCUUGUGGAUCUAAUGCAGUGUGUAACGAACAAAACGGAGCAGCAUCCUGUAAAUGCAUCACUGAUUAUAUUGGCAAUCCUUAUGAAGGAUGUCGGCCAGAGUGUAUCGUUAACUCCGAUUGCUCGGCUGAUCAAGCUUGUGUUAGAUCCAAAUGUCAGAACCCUUGUCCAGGAUUCUGUGGAUACAAUGCAAUGUGUCAAGUUGUUAAUCAUGUUCCAUUAUGUACCUGUCAAUCUGGAUAUACGGGAGAUCCGUUUGUUCAAUGUAACUUUAUUCAAGCUCCACCGGAACCAGCUGACCCUUGUAAUCCAUCACCCUGCGGUCUGAACAGUCUGUGUCGUGUAUUCAAUGGACAGGCUAUCUGUUCGUGUUCACCUACAUUUUUGGGAUCUCCACCGAUGUGUAGGCCAGAGUGUACGGUCAGCUCAGAGUGUACAACAAACCGCGCUUGCAAGAACCUCAAAUGCGUCGACCCUUGCCCUGGAAUAUGUGGUAUCAAUGCUAGAUGCGAGGCCAUUAAUCACAGUCCGAUCUGCAGCUGUAACGUAGGAUACACCGGCGAUCCCUUCGUUAGAUGUUUCAAAGUUCCAACGGUACCCGAACCAGUGAACCCUUGCGUGCCAUCGCCCUGUGGCCCGUUCUCCGUGUGUCGCGUCGUUGGAAACGCAGACCUACCAAGCUGUACCUGUAUGGACGAUUACAUAGGAACUCCUCCAAACUGUCGACCGCAGUGUACCAUCGAUUCAGAAUGUGCCAGUAACCGAGCUUGCCUCAGACAAAAGUGUACAGAUCCUUGUCCAGGUUCCUGUGGUACUGGAGCAGAAUGUUUAGUAGUGAAUCACAUGGCUGUGUGCACUUGUCCCCAAGGAUUCACAGGCGAUUCAUUUGUCAAUUGUUUCCUAGAAUCUCCUCCUUCACCAACAGCGCCCCAAGAUGCCUGCAACCCCUCACCGUGUGGAUCGAACGCACUGUGUCGCGAUGGUACAUGCACUUGCCUACCAGAAUACCACGGUGAUCCAUAUUACGGAUGUCGUCCAGAGUGUGUUCAGAACCCAGACUGUCCUCUAGACAGAGCUUGCAAUCGUAACAAGUGUUUUGAUCCUUGUACCGGUGUCUGCGGACAGAAUGCCGAAUGCGUGGUGAUAAAUCAUACUCCCAUGUGUAGUUGCCCCGAUGGCAUGUCAGGAAACGCGUUCACAGCAUGUUUCCCAGUGAAAGACCCAGAGAUAGUACAACCUUGCAACCCGUCACCCUGUGGUCCUAAUAGUAGGUGUCAGGACAUCAGUGGACAGGCAGUGUGUUCGUGUGCCCCUGGUUACAUAGGAAACCCACCAGCUUGUCGACCUGAAUGUAUAGUUAACAGUGACUGUCCAUUGAACGAAGCUUGCGUGAAUCUCAAGUGUAGAGACCCGUGUCCUGGAUCCUGUGGAGUAUCAGCUAGGUGUCAGGUCGUCAAUCAUAAUCCUAUUUGCAGCUGUCCUUCAAUAUUCACUGGUGAUCCUUUCGUGCGUUGUUUACCUAAACCUGAAGAACCAGUGCAACCAACCAGCCCGUGUCAGCCAUCACCGUGCGGUCCAAACGCAGUUUGUCAAGUGGUUAAUAAUUCUCCGUCGUGUUCUUGUAAACCAGAAUUUAUUGGUGCUCCGCCAAAUUGCAAGCCAGAGUGUAUAAGUAACAGUGAAUGCGGUAGUCACUUGGCGUGUAUCGAACGUAAAUGCAGAGAUCCUUGCGCCGGUUCUUGUGGUUCGAACGCGGAAUGUCACGUUGUGAAUCAUGUUCCAUCGUGCAUUUGCUCGAAGGACUUCACAGGAGAUCCGUUCGUUCAGUGCAUCGCCAGACAACCGGAGACAACAGUCGCAUCUAGACCCUGUCAACCCUCUCCGUGCGGAGCAAACGCCAUUUGUCGCGAACAGAAUGAUCUUAGUUCCUGUACCUGCUUGCCCGAGUACAUCGGCAAUCCUUACGAAGGAUGUCGACCAGAAUGUACUCGAUCAUCAGAUUGUCCCUCUCAUUUAGCUUGUAUCAGAUUCAAAUGUCAAAAUCCUUGCCCUGGUUCUUGUGGCUCCAAUACCAACUGUCAAGUAGUAAACAAUCUACCUGUGUGCACCUGUAUCCCGCAAUACACUGGCGAUCCAUACGUGAAUUGCGUAUACAAAGCUCCCACAAUCGACGAAGACGAGCGAGACGUAUGCCAACCAUCCCCUUGUGGUCCAAAUAGCCAGUGCCAGAAAGUAAAUGGUCAGGCAGUGUGCUCGUGUCAGCCUCAAUAUGUAGGAACCCCACCGAACUGUAGACCAGAGUGUGUCGUGAAUUCGGAAUGUAACUCGAAUCUCGCGUGUAUUAACCAGAAGUGUAGAGAUCCUUGUCCUGGUACCUGUGGCCGUAACGCACAGUGCAAGGUUGUGCACCACAGUCCGAUUUGCAGUUGUGGAAGUGGUUUGACGGGAGAUCCGUUUGUUUACUGUUUCCCUGCUCCAAUGUCAAAACCGGAAGAGCCGUACCCUAAGGAUCCCUGCACCCCAUCCCCCUGUGGUUCAAACGCCAUGUGCAAGGCUGUUGGAGAAACUCCAGUCUGCACUUGCAUAAACAACUACAUCGGAGUGCCACCAAAUUGUCGACCGCAAUGUUCCAUCAAUUCAGAUUGUACAGCAGACAGAGCUUGCAUUAGAGAGAAGUGUAGAGACCCCUGUCCAGGAUCUUGUGGCGUGAACGCACGCUGUACAGUUGUCAAUCAUACGCCAGCUUGCACUUGUCCCGAAGGAUACACCGGCGAUCCUUUCACCAGCUGCUCACCAACUCCUCCGCCAAUCAUCUCAGAAGCCCCAACAGACCCAUGCAACCCAUCACCGUGUGGACCAAACGCACAAUGCAAUAGUGGUGUAUGCACUUGCCUGCCUGGUUAUCUGGGCGACCCAUACACCAUUUGCCGCCCUGAAUGUGUUAUCAACACCGACUGUUCCCGAAACGAAGCCUGCCUACUGCACAAAUGCAGAAAUCCCUGUGUAGGAACCUGUGGAAUAAACGCAGAGUGCAACGUGAUCAAUCAUCUACCUAUGUGCAGCUGUCCUAGGAACAUGACAGGCAAUGCUUUCGUUUCGUGUAAUCCUAUCCAAGAAACCACCGCAAUUGAUCUAUGCAACCCAUCACCCUGCGGUUCGAACAGCCAUUGUCGUCCUUCCAACGGUCAAGCUGUCUGCAGCUGUGUUACUGGAUUCAAAGGAUCGCCACCAUACUGUAGAGCAGAGUGUAUUGUUAGCACAGAUUGCCCUCGAAACAGAGCUUGCAGUAACCAAAAAUGCAUCGACCCUUGUCUCGGUGCUUGUGGAUUGUCUGCUCAGUGUUCCGUGAUUAAUCAUAAUCCUGUUUGUAGCUGCUUCGAGCAGUAUACCGGAGAUCCAUUUGUUCAGUGUGUCCCACAAAUAAAAGAGCCAGAUACCCCGAUAAAUCCUUGUCAGCCAUCGCCUUGUGGUCCAAACGCUCAAUGCCAAGUCACCAACAACGCACCCUCGUGUUCUUGUCUUCCUGAAUUCGUAGGAGUCCCACCAUAUUGCAAACCCGAGUGUCUGAGUAAUACAGAAUGUUCAGCGCAGCAGGCUUGCAUCAAUCAGAAAUGCGCGGAUCCUUGCCCUGGCUCUUGUGGCAGGAACACAGAGUGCAGGACGAUUAGUCAUACCCCUAUGUGCACUUGUGCAAGCAAUUUCACUGGGAACCCGUUCGUACAAUGUACACCCCAACCAAUCGAAGAUAGACCACAAAAACUCAACCCCUGCCAGCCAUCUCCCUGUGGCCCGAACGCCAUUUGUCGCGAAUCAUACGGUACAGCUCGGUGCACCUGUUUACCUGACUUCUAUGGAAACCCAUACGAAAAUUGUAGGCCAGAGUGUAUUAUCAAUGCCGAUUGUCCAUCUAACCGAGCCUGUAUAAGGAACAAGUGUCAAGAUCCCUGUCCAGGAACCUGUGGCUUUAACGCCGAUUGCCAAGUGGUGAAUCACAUUCCAAUUUGCAGUUGUAGCUCAGGUUACACUGGAGAUCCAUUUACAGCUUGCAGCAUACUUAAACAACCCCCUGCGACAAGUCUGACGAAUCCCUGCGAACCUUCACCCUGUGGACCAAACAGUAAGUGCGCCAAUGUGAAUGGUCAAGCCACUUGUUCUUGCCUUCCCGAUUUCAAAGGCACACCACCAGGAUGUAGGCCCGAGUGUGUUGUUAGCACAGAAUGUGCUAGCAACAGAGCUUGUGUGAAUCAGAAAUGCGUUGACCCUUGCCCUGGAGUUUGUGGGAUAAACGCGAGAUGCGAAGUUUUCCACCACAGUCCCAUUUGCAGCUGCGAUCCUCGCCAGACGGGAGAUCCGUUUGUAAAGUGUUUCGAUGUGACCACACCAAGUCUGCCUGUGCCUGUAAACCCAUGCGUUCCAUCACCCUGCGGCCCAUUCUCUCAAUGCCAAGAUAUAGGAGGCAUUCCAUCCUGCUCCUGUUUGCCCAAUUACGUUGGCUCAGCCCCCAACUGUCGACCAGAAUGUUCGAUUAAUUCCGACUGUACCAGUGACAAGGCUUGCAUCAGAGAAAAGUGUAGAGACCCGUGUCCCGGAUCCUGUGGAACGAACGCAUAUUGCAAUGUGAUUAAUCAUACACCUGUUUGCACUUGUCCUACAGAUUACACGGGAGAUCCCUUCACCAGUUGCCGCCUAACGCCCACACCUGUACUCCCAGUCUCAGUAGACCCGUGCAAUCCAUCGCCUUGCGGUCCGAACGCGUUAUGCCGAAAUGGCGUGUGCAGCUGCAUAAGCGAAUAUCGUGGUGAUCCGUAUCAAGGUUGUCGACCAGAAUGCGUGCAGAAUUCCGAUUGCACGUUUGAUAGAGCUUGCUCCAACAAUAAAUGCGUGGACCCUUGCACUGGAAUCUGUGGACAGAAUGCUGAGUGCGUUGUGGUUAACCAUAUUCCCACUUGUAGUUGCGUUGAGAAUCACGAGGGAGAUCCAUUUACCCUCUGCAGACCUAUUAGAAAACGCGUGAAACCCUGCGAACCUUCGCCCUGUGGACCCAACAGCGUUUGCCGCGAGUUUGGCGAACAAGCUUCUUGUUCCUGUCUCUCUGGAUAUUUUGGAACUCCACCCAGCUGUAGACCCGAAUGUUUGGUGAACUCUGACUGCGAACAGAGCAGAGCUUGCGUGAACGAACGCUGUCAGAACCCAUGUGAAAACGUAUGCGGUCAAGGCGCAUUGUGUAACGUACGAAACCAUAAUCCCAUUUGCAGUUGCCCCGCACAGUAUUCCGGUGACCCAUUUGUCAGCUGUUUCCCCAUGAAACCGCAGUACGAAGAACCCAGCCAGGACCCAUGCAAACCCUCGCCGUGUGGACCAAACUCCCAAUGCACAGUAUCACCAGACAAUAAAGCCUCUUGCGCCUGUAUGCCUGAAUUUGUAGGCUCUCCUCCCAAUUGUAGGCCAGAAUGUCUCGUGAACAGCGAGUGUCCCAGCAAUCAAGCUUGCGUUAGACAGAAGUGUACCGAUCCCUGUACAGGACUCUGCGGCACUGACGCUCUCUGCCAAGUUACCCUGCAUUACAUCCGUUGCGUGUGUCCCGAGGGAUACACUGGAAACCCAUUCGCUAUUUGUUCCGUGGCCAGCACGCCUGUAGAACCACCGACACCUUCGAGACCGUGCAGUCCUUCACCGUGUGGAACUAACGCGUAUUGUCGCGAGAGACACAAUACUGCAUAUUGCGAGUGUCUGCCAGAUUUCAGGGGAAAUCCGUAUGAAGGCUGUCAACCAGAGUGUUUGGUGAACACUGACUGUCCGAAAUCCCAGGCUUGUAUUCGAACCAAGUGCCAAGAUCCUUGUCCCGGUACUUGUGGCGUUGGAGCCAUUUGUACUGUGUCCAAUCAUAUUCCGAUUUGUUCCUGUCCUUUACCUACUAUCGGAGACGCGUUCACCAUCUGUCAUGCUGUUCCUCAAGUACCAAAGGAAAGAGAUCCUUGCUCACCAUCUCCAUGUGGACCUAACACAAUUUGCCAAAAAAUCGGCGACUCGGCAGUCUGCAAGUGUUUGCCCGGUCUUCAAGGAGUUCCUUCGAGUGUCACAGGCUGUCAUCCAGAGUGUGUGAUCAGCUCAGAUUGUCCAGGAGACAAGGCUUGCAUCGGCAACAAAUGCAUAAAUCCUUGCACGCAAAACGUGUGUGGUAUCAAGGCUACGUGUCAAGCUAUCAAUCACAGUCCCCUCUGCAGCUGUACAUCUCCGUUGAUCGGCAAUCCAUUCGAAGAAUGUUACACCAAAAUUGAAACCGAUCCUUGUAAUCCAUCUCCGUGCAGCUAUAACGGUGAAUGUCAAGUCAGAAACGGCGUUGCAGCGUGCAUUUAUCCGGAAUGUGUCAUUAAUUCCGACUGUCCACGAGACAAGGCUUGCUUCGCCCAGAAAUGCAGAGACCCUUGCAUCGGUUCUUGUGGUAUUAAUUCACUGUGUCAGACGGUCAACCACAAGCCUGUCUGCUCCUGUCCGUCUGGAUUUACUGGCAACGCUCGCAUACAGUGCACCGUUCUAACAGUCGAAGAACCAACUGCAGAGUGCACUCAGAACUCCGACUGUCCAAACGACAAGACUUGUUACAAUCAAAAAUGCGUCGAUCCUUGCACACUGGAUUCCUGUGGCUUCAACAGUCGUUGUCACGUACAAAUGCAUCGAGCUGUCUGUGUCUGCAACGAAGGCUUCACUGGCAAUCCUCAACAAUACUGUGGCGAAAUUGGUUGUCGCGGUGACAGCGACUGUCCAUUGACUCAAUCUUGCAUCAACAACGAGUGCAUAGAUGCCUGCUCUGUGACACAGUGCGGUGUGAAUGCAUUCUGCAGAUCCGAUGGAUACCAUAGGCCAAGAUGCUACUGUUCUGAUGGAUACUUAGGAAAUCCGUACCAAGCAUGCGAGAGACCAGAGUGUGUUAGUGACAACGACUGUCCAUCGUCUUUAGCCUGUCGCGAUUCAAAAUGUGUAAACCCUUGCGAUUGUCCACCAUCAGCGCAAUGUUUCGUGAUUAAUCAUCGUCCUAUUUGUCGAUGCCCUCCGGGUUACGUGGGUAAUCCAUAUACCUCGUGUCUAAUGGAACCGAUCGAACCACAGCCACAGUGUCAAGUAGAUGGAGAUUGUCCCAGCAAACUGGGCUGUUUCAAUGGCGUUUGUAAAGAUCCGUGUGUCGAAACCAAACCUUGCAUCGCUGGGGCGAAAUGUACCGUCGUAGACACUUUACCAAUGAGAACCAUGGUCUGCGAAUGUUUGCAAAACUUUGCUGGAGACGCGACCGUCGCUUGUAUUCCCGUGGACAAACAGAUCGAAGCCAUUUGUAAAUCCGACACCCAAUGCUCUUCCAACAUGGCCUGUCUGAAUGAAAGAUGUAUCAAUCCGUGCAUUAUCAAUCCAUGUGCUUCAAAUGCAGAGUGUUCUGUCCAAAAUCAUUAUCGACAGUGUCAUUGCUCGCGUGGCACCGCAGGCGACCCAUUCGUAAAUUGUUAUAGAGACACUGACUCGUUCCCGGAGUGUACAACGAACGCAGAUUGCGCGACCAACGAGGCUUGCAUUAGCCAGCUAUGUCAGAGUCCAUGUGUCAGCACGCAAUGUGGUUUGAACGCGGAAUGUAUCACUGUCAAUCAUCAUCCGACCUGUCGCUGCCAGCAGAACUACGCGGGAGAUCCUCAAGUGCAAUGUUUCAAACCCGAGUGCAAGUCAGAUAGCGAUUGUCCUUACGACAAGACCUGUCUGCGCGACAAUUGUGUCACCCCUUGCCUGGUUGGAGAUAUCGCGUGCGGUCGUGGCGCAGAAUGUAUCGCGGUCUCUCACAGGGCGCAAUGCGUCUGUCCACGAGGUACCCAAGGCGACCCAAGAAUCGCCUGCAUUUCCACAGUGUGCCAUUACAACGAGGAUUGCGCAGAUCACGAAGCCUGCGAUAGGUUGAACAGAGUCUGUCGACCAGUUUGCGAGGAAGAUACUUGCGCGGAUAAUGCGAAUUGCGUCGCGAGAAAUCAUCAGCCUAAGUGCACUUGUCCUCUGGGAACUACUGGAAAUCCAUAUGUUGAGUGCAGUGGUGUGCCAAUUGAAGCAGAGUGCAAAGAAGACAGCGAAUGUCCAGCAUAUUUCGCAUGCAUCAACUCAAAAUGCCAAGAUCCUUGCUUAUCCUCUAACAUGUGCUCUGGUGAACAAGAAUGCAAAGUACUGAACACGGUGCCUCUUCGUACGAUGAUCUGCACUUGCCCUGCAAACACUAUCACCGACGUAAAUGGACUGUGCAAGGAAAUCGGAGUCCUGCAGUGCCACCAAGAUCAGGACUGCAACGAUUCUGACAAGUGUGUGGGUGGAACUUGCAUCGAGGCUUGUCUGACCACUCAGUGUGGAGUGAAUGCCCAAUGUGUGGCAAAUGGAAUCUGUCAUUGCGCGCCUGGAUUUACUGGCAAUCCUUACAUCGAGUGCGGUAGACUUCCAAUACCACUGCCACCAGUUCGUCCAGAAUGCUACGCCAACAGCGAGUGCUCCGACGACAAACGGUGCAUAAAUUCUCUCUGCGUGAAUCCUUGCGUUGUCGAGGACCCAUGCGGCAGAAAUGCACUAUGUCACGCGAACAAUCACAAUCCAGUCUGUAGAUGUCCUGCCAACUACAUUGGUGAUCCAAGAAGCAACUGUGUUCCACCGGAAAUUGUAGCCGAAUGUACUUCGAACAGCGAUUGUGCGGGUAACGCUGCCUGUGUAAACAACUUGUGCAUCAAUCCUUGCAAUUGUGGUCCGAACGCCAAGUGCAACGUCGUAGAUCAUUAUCCAUCCUGUGUCUGUCCGCCUGGUUAUUCUGGAAAUCCUCAACUAGGUUGCUUCAAAUUGGACUGUGAAUCGGACAGUGAAUGCAACAGCGCAGCAACGUGCUACAAUGGCCAAUGCGUGAAUCCUUGCAUCCUGGAGAACAAGUGUGCGAUAAACGCAGAAUGUUACGGCCAAAACCAUCGAGCCAUUUGUCGUUGCGGUCCAGGUUAUCUAGGCAAUCCGGAAGUGCAUUGUGAAAGAGUGGAAUGCAGUGCUGACCACGAUUGUCCUCGAAAUUUAGCCUGCGACAGCGGACGCUGCGUUAGUCCUUGUCUAGAAGAUUCACCGUGUGCUCAAAACGCAAUCUGCUACGUUCAGGAUCACGUGGCCACCUGCCGUUGUCCAGAGAAUAUUCCUGCUGGAAAUCCAUAUUCCUAUUGUACACAUCAUCCCACGAUAACAUUCGACGAACCAGAAUGUAGAAUCGAUAUUGAUUGCGCUGACAAAUUGGUGUGCAUUAAAAAUAAGUGUAUCGACCCCUGUCCAGUGAUCAAACCAUGUCUGCAGAAUGCACGUUGCAACGUUUUGGACACUGUGCCCGUGAGAACCAUGACGUGCACGUGUCCCGAAGGUUGGACCACUGACGUUGACGGCGUUUGUAGACCAAUCCAAAUAGCAAUAAUCGGCACUUGCACGACAAACGAUGAGUGCAGCGACACAGAGUCCUGCAUCAACAGACAAUGCAGGAACCCUUGUAACUGCGGUACCAAUGCUGCGUGCAUCGUACGAAAUCACAAACCGAUCUGCUCUUGCGAAGAAGGCUACCAAGGCAACCCGGAUAUCGCUUGCUAUUCCGUAGAGUGCACGCGCGACAGCGAAUGUGCUCUAGACAAGAGUUGCGUGAACAACAACUGCGUGAAUCCUUGCCUAAUCUCUGAUAACUGUGGAGUAAACGCAGAAUGCUUCCCCAACAACCAUAAAGCUGACUGUCGAUGCCGUAACGGUUAUCAUGGAAAUCCUUUGGAUCGAUGCAGAGUAAUCGGUUGCUACAGCAAUGGCGACUGUCCUGGAGACCAUUCCUGUAUCAAUAUGCAGUGCAUCAAUCCUUGCGUUCAUAACAAUCCUUGCUCGUCCAGAGCCGAAUGCAGAGUCUUUAAUCAUCUACCCAUUUGUCGUUGUCCACCUCAUCAUACAGGCAAUCCUUACAUCGCUUGUAAACCGGAAGAAAGACCAGAGUGUAAAGAGGACAGUGAUUGUCCUAAUUUGUUGGCCUGCUUUGAUAAUAAAUGCCAGAAUCCUUGCACUGUCGUGCAACCCUGCAGCGAUCCAUCAGAAUGCAAAGUCCUUCCGACGUCCCCGGUUCGAACGAUGGUCUGUGUAUGUCCUAGUGGAUACGUGAGCAGCGGCAGCGGAACUUGUAGACCCACGAAACCGAUUUUGGAGAUUGAAUGUACUAACGAUAGCGACUGUCCUUCAGAAAAGUCCUGUGUUAACGCGGUGUGCAAGAAUCCUUGUGCCUGCGGCCCCAAUGCGAAGUGUAGCGUUGCAAAUCACAAACCAAUUUGCUCUUGUGUUCUGGGAUACGAUGGAAAUCCUGACUUGGCUUGCACUAAAGUCGCCGGAUGCCGCACAGAUAGUGACUGCAGCGGAUCACACGCGUGUGUCCAGCACAACUGUGUUCCAGUCUGUUCUCCAUUAAUCACCACCUGCGGAAAAGACGCUCAGUGCAAUGGUAUCAACCACAAAGCUAUUUGCGAGUGUCCACCAGGAUAUGGAGGCAAUCCUAGAGUUUCCUGUGUCCUUCUUGGUUGCAAGAGUAACUCUGAUUGUCCCACGAACAAAGCUUGCAUUAACGAGCGCUGCGAGAAUCCUUGUGGAAUAAAUCCUUGCUCCGGGAACAUGGAUUGUAACGUCUAUAACCAUGUAGUCGAGUGUGCUUGUCCUCCCGGUUACAUCGGAGAUACUAAAGUGGGAUGUACUAAACUGACAGAGAAAUGCAAGGCGGAUAACGAAUGUCCAUCUCAGACCGCCUGCUUCAAUGGCGAGUGCAUCAAUCCUUGCGUGAAGAUCGAACCUUGUGGAAUAAACGCGGAUUGUAAAGUACUCGACACGUCUCCUGUAAGAACCAUGAUCUGUGAAUGUAUUCCUGGAUAUAGAGGAAACGCAGUCGUCCGCUGUGACAAAACCAACGUAUGUCCAGUAGAAAAGGGUCAAAUUCUCGAUGAGUAUGGCAAUUGUGUAUGUCCACCUGGAUCAGCUAAGGAUGAAACAGAAGUUUGUAUACCGUGUAGGAAACAAUCUGGAAUGAUCAUCAAUGAUGAAGGAUACUGUGUGUGUGCUUUGGAAAACGGUAUGAUCAUCGAUGAAUAUGGUCGCUGUGUGUGUCCGAUUCAUCAUGGAUACAGACUGGACGGGAAUGGAUAUUGCAAAUUGGUUGACAUAAUCGAGUGCAAACACGACGAUGACUGUGCUGAUAACAGAUUCUGCGAUAAAACCAGCCAAACAUGUGAAGAUCCUUGUUCAACUCAAUUAUGUGGUCUUUAUGCACUCUGUAAUGCAACUCGUCAUCAAGCUAUUUGCAUAUGCAUCAAUGGUUAUAUUGGAAAUGCUUAUACUCAAUGCUAUGACAAGAACCGAUGGCGAACCGAUUUCCCCAGACCAGAGAUGGUUGUUAGCUGUUUAUCGGAUGGGGUACAAGUCGAAAUACAUCUUCACGAUCAGGAAUUCGAUGGUGUUCUAUAUGUCAAAGGUCACAGCAAAGAUGAGCAGUGCAGGAGGGUUGUUUCCAUUCCAGCAGAAACUAUGCACAAAACCGAGAUAUUCAAGGUGGCGUUUGGAAAUUGCGGAUUGAUACAUGUAAACGGACAAGCAAGUUUCGUACUGGUCAUACAAAAGCAUCCGAAAUUGAUGACAUACAAGACUCAAGCAUACCAUAUCAAAUGCAUAUACCAAACUGGAGAACAAAACGUCACCCUGGGUUUCAAUGUCUCCAUGUUAACUACAGCUGGCACCAUUGCUAACACUGGUCCUCCACCAGUCUGUCUGAUGAAGAUCGUUACUCAAAGCGGAAAUGAAAUAAACUCUGCUGAAAUUGGAGAUAAUUUGAUGUUGCAAGUCGAAGUUCAGCCUUCAACCAUUUAUGGUGGAUUUGCCAGAAAUUGUGUGGCCAAAACGAUGGAAGACAAUUUGGAGAACGAAUACAUUGUAACAGAUGAGAACGGCUGCGCGACGGAUCCGACGAUAUUCGGAGAAUGGGAGCAGGAUCCUGAAACUCAGACGUUAAUGGCCAGCUUCAAUGCUUUUAAAUUCCCAAGCAGUGACAAUAUUCGAUUCCAGUGCAAUAUCCGUGUGUGCUUUGGACGUUGUCAACCCGUCAAUUGUCGAGGAUACAACGCGUUCGGUCGUCGCCGUCGAGACGUGAGUUCCGAGACAAAUGAUACGUCUUUAAGCAUCACAGACGGCUUUGAAGGACAACUUAGAGAAGAAAUAACGAUCCAGUCGAAUCUGAUAUUCACUCUGGAGAGGAGAGAAGAGAGGUUUACAGCAGAUCCAGCUGAGAUCACCUCAGCUCAAAGAGUAGAAGACAUUUGCGUUUCUACGGUCGGCUUUGUGAUAGCACUAGUAAUUACAGCACUCUUGGCACUAGUCGCUGUAGCUAUUGCUGUGUCGUGCUGGCUAAUGGCGUAUCGUCGCCAGCCAAAGACUGCUGGACCACUGCCACACCCACCAGAGUUCCCAAAUCCACUGUUCACUACUGAGUCCGUAGCUGAACCGUCUCCUGAUUAUCACCUAUCAUAAGUACUCUAGGAUAAUUAUUCUUUUGUAACGUAAUUUUAUAAUUCUCAAUGGAAUGCAGUACAGACCACAUCACUUUUUUUCUCGCUGGUCGGUCUUGUAUUUCUUUCAACGACUCCUCCAGUGACUCUUUCUAGACUCUUCCGUUAUCUUCCUCUCGGGGGUUCAUACCGAGCGUGUUGUACGUUUAUUGUUACAUACGAGUACCCUGAAUCAAGUUAUACAUAAAUAUACAUAGAUAGUUAGAUCAGAGCGCGUGCGAGAGAGAAACGUUUACUAUUUAUGGUGAUGGUUAGCUUCCAUUAUCUACACAAUAGAACUUUGUCUUCCGACGUAUUCUCUUGUCUUCUGUACCUUUGCUCUUCUCUUCCUGUAGUCACUGGAGGAUUUGUUAAGCAUGAUACAGCGAAUUUAAUUCCCGUGUAAAGUCGAACGAAUUAGUCUAAUAUAGCUUUCUUACUUCGUGCGUAGGUAACUGUACAUUUUAUCUAAUAAAAUGCUAAUGUAAUAUUUUUAAAA
Molecule: messenger RNA, 59569 nt
Organism: Bombus terrestris (buff-tailed bumblebee)
Lineage: Eukaryota; Metazoa; Arthropoda; Insecta; Hymenoptera; Apidae
Gene: dpy
Exons: 176
Molecular function (GO): calcium ion binding
Source: RefSeq, a predicted model, not a curated record